CAGGCUGGCAAGCUCACACUCAGCCAUACAGCAUCUGCCAGGAGCUGCUGGCUGUGCAUGGGGCACCGCUAGGACCCGGGGAGGCACGGCUCUGGCUGGGGAGCUGUGAGCAGGAAGAGGCUCGGUCUGAGGAGAGCAGGGCUGGGAUAGGAGUGCUAGCUCCGGGGAGCGUGCCAGCUACAGCACAGGUAAGGCAGGGCUCAGCCCUGGGAGAGGGCUUUAGGGAUGUAUGGAGAGAGCUGGAGAGUCCAUAGAGCCAGCUGUGACAGUGACAGCCAGGAGGUGGGGAGGAGGAUACAGGCAGAGCCAGGACACACCGGGGCACAGCUUUACCCUACACCAACACUCACACCCGCUGAAAGGCAAGGGCUGGUGGACUGGACUGAUAUCUGCUUAAAUCACAGCCAGCCAAUCUGGACCUGCUCCGGGGAAUCAUCCACCGAAAAGAAGCGCUGUGUAGGUGUCCGGGAGUCAUAUUCGGUACUAGAUAUCGAUUGGCAGCUGACCCAAGCGAUAAAUAUGUAUCUGUCGAUCUUUCUGCCUAUCCCUCCAUCCAUCAUCUAUCUUCUAUACACAUAGAUAUGUACCAAGGCUGCACAUAUUUGCUGCUGUUGUACUUACAGUGUAUAUGUGUGAAUGCAACAUUCUACUGUAGAAUUCUGUAAUACCAUCUAUCGCUUCUAUCUGUGAUAUAUGCUUAAAUACAUUCGUGUGUGUAUAGAUAGAUAUAUAGAUAAAUAGAUGGAUAUAUUAUUUUUCUAAUUUUCAGUGGAUUUUUGCUUUACCAAUGUAAAGAUAUUUUUUUUUCAAAUGCAGCUGAUAAUUACCUACAGAAUGGAGUAAAAUUUUAUUUCACUGCAGUUGUUUAGAUUUGAGAAUGUUGCCAAACAGCUGCUGCCUUGUGUUUUAAAUGCAGAAAUCCCUGGAGUAUUUUUUGGGGGAGAGACAGAUAUAUUUAGUGGUGGUUCAAUAAUAAGAGAUGGGGGAGGAGCUCAAAUGAAGAUGACUUCCAUCUGAUACUAUGUAUCUCUGCGAUUUCGUUCUCAUUUCAUUAAAUCCCAACAUGAAGUGAAAACACGGUAUUUGGUAUUCAUUUUUAAAAUGCAUUUUAUACCAGCCUUUGUAACUGUUUAAUACCCUAAAUGAAUAGCAAAAUAAAAUAUGGAAAAAUUUGAAUAAUUGUAAUAAAUGAUACAAAGUGAGCAUCUGAUUAGACAAUAAUUCAAAAUGAUCCCUCUGAUAUUAUUCUCUGUUAUAUGGUUCUGUUCUUGUAGCAGUGUGAAAUACUAGCCAAAUAACACCAUGUGUUUGCUGUUAUGCAUAACCCUAGUAUUAAAAUAAAUAUUUAUUUUGAUGGGUAAGAAGAGACAAAAAACCCAAAUCACACACCACUAGAUAGUGAAAGAGAAAUGUCCCUUUGUCUUAUAACGACAAAUUGUUUUAUUUCAAAAGAGGUGCAAUUUAUUAUGUUGUCAUUCCAUUUGAAUCUUAGUUGUUGCUAUAUGAAGUUUGCUUAUUGCUUGUAGCAUAGUAAUUGAGAUUUAUUUCAGCUAGGUUUGCAAAGGGUAAAGAAUAGACUGCAUGAGAUGUAAUGACAAUUAUUUGGGUCUAAGUAGCCUGUUUCGUGUAUGUUUUUAGGGUGUUAACUCCUCAUUUAUAGUAUUACAAGGUACUAUAAUACUCCAUUGUUUGUUUGUGUCGGUAGAUAGAUAAAUAGAUGGACCACACAUAAUUAUUGCUAUUAUUAAUCAAAUAAUCACCUUUUUACAACUAUGUACCUUUUACAGUAGGUUUUCUUUGUGUUGAAAUAAGGAAACACAUUAUAAUUAUUUGUUAAUUUAUUCCUAGUUGAUAUUUUAAAAUGGACUUGUCAAUGUAGAUUUUGGGGUUUGUAUUUUUUUCACAAUAUUUUUACAUAGCUUACAUGUGUUACAUUAAAGCAAAUCUAAGAACUUUCCUGGUUUAAAUAUAACAUUUUGAAAUAAUGAUUAAAUAAACAUCCCAAGCACCAUAACCACUACAAGGCAUGAUAGUGAAUAAGAUGCCAGGAAUGUAAGUAGUGAAAGCAUUUGCAAAUGGUUUGACAGCAUGCCUUGUAUCUGCCUGGCGCUUGGGACUUCCCCUACAAAGUGGUAAAAGCUCCUGCUAGGCAUGGCCAGCUCAUUGGCUAAAAGUCAGCUAAACUUCUUGGCUAGGUUCAAUACAGAGAGCUUUAAACUCUAAUGGACAAGGUGACCACCUUGGCUUUCUCACUCCCUUUAUUGUGAGCUUUAGGUAUUUUUCAGGAUUAUUUGUUAACCCCUUAAGGACACAUGACAUGUGUGACAUGUCAUGAUUCCCUUUUAUUCCAGAAGUUUGGUCCUUAAGGUGUUAAAGGGCUACUCCAACCAAAACAAACAGUGUUUUAAUACUUUUUGGUUAGAUUAACCAUUAAAGUGACAAUCCACUAGAUACACAUAAAAAAAUAACGAAAAUGGCUGUUUAAUAGAUAUGCCCCAAAUUAAAACUUGCAUGCAUUGAAUUAUUAUUAUUAUUUUUUUAAUUGGGGAUAUAUAUAUAUAUAUAUAUAUAUAUUAACAGCUUGCAAAAGUUGCAGUUCUGCCUUUUGACAGCCCUCCCCUUGUAACCCCGCCCAGACGUUCUGUGACUGUCCAACUACAGACUUCCCAAUGCAGUUUAAUGAGAAGAUUUUGCAAGGCAAGUGCUCUGGUCAAUUGCUGCUUCUUCAGUUUAGCUCUAGUGCGCUUAACAAACUAGGAAGUAACAAGAUCCAGUGUUUGCGUGAAAGCCAAGGGGUUGUUACCAGGUUAGUUAUAAAAGUGUAAAUUUCUAUUGAAAUCUGCACUUUCUGCAAAAUUAAAUAAGGAGGACACGCUCUUCAUACAUAAAGCUUUUCAGCAAGAUAAAGUGCUUUAAGGGUCUGGAGUGUCCCUUUAAUAGCCUAGUCCUCCCCACACACAAAAGAAAUCUAAAACUUAUACCAAAUCCAGUACCAGGGACAUGUUCUUCCAGUAGCCAAGUCCUCCCAAUCAUUGCAGGAGGAUGGAUGUCGGGGAGGAUGGGUUGAGAGGAUGAUAUGAGCGGAACGGCAAUGCCACUAUUGGACACCAGUUGCCAGUAUGCUUUGCGCGCUGACAACAAAUGUCCAGUAUUCAAAGAACUGACAUUAACCAAGCUGGGACAACUAAUGACACACAAAUGACACUCCUGGAGGGGAAGUUACACCUUCUGGCAGCAAAGAAGUUAAACUCUAUAUGUGCAGUGCUUCUGAGCAAAAUGCUGCACAUGCAGACUCCAAGCACCUUGACCACUUCAAAUCACUGAAGUGGUCAUGGAGCUUGGAGUAACCCUUUAAUAUUUUUAAUAUGAAAUCAUUGCUAUUGGUCAAAUUAUUACAAAUUACAGACCAGAAUAGCUAAAAUUUUAUAAUUUGCUGGUUAAUCCCAAAUGCAGUAAUCAUGUGACUUUACUAAGAAAACAUUAAUAAGAAAUAAUGGCUUAAAUAACAACCUGGUAUCAAUCGGUUAUAUAUCACUCAACCGUUAUCAAGGUGAUUACAAUCCAAAUUUUGCAAACCUUUUUCCUCCAAUAAUACCACCUUAAGUCAGAAAACAUUACUGAAAUAAUACCAUGCCUAAUUCAUGAUUUAGUUGUUAAUCUCGUAAUGUACUCAAUAGGCCGAUAUCACAAGGUUAACAAGAAAAAAAUGUGACGCCUUCACCGUUUUCAAUUACUGCACAGGUUGAAGGUUACAUGCAACUGAGUGCAUUAAUGUCACUAAUAGGUGACAGGUGCGUAACCUAUUAUGUUCUAUGUGGACAUGGCAGUGUGUAUUUAUUUAGGUACCAUUAAAUGGACAGUUUAGGUAUCAUGCACAUCAUGUGUAUUCAUUAUGUAUUCAUAUUAUCCGUUUCGCUAUGUUAUAUUUUAGUUACAGUGUCUUGUACUUUGACUGGUGUAAUUGAACAUUGCGGAAUUGCUAAUGUUGCUUGAACAAGUCAUCAAAGGAACACUAUAGUUUUAGGAAUCCAAACAAGUAUUCCUAACAAUAGUUCUGGAGUGGCUGUUGAGGGGUCUGACCCCCACAGAUUGCAGACAAAACGGAUUUAACUUACUUGUUCUUCAUCGCUGCACCAGUCUUGCCAUGGCUGGCCUCGCCUCCAUGGAUGAGAUCCUCAGUCUUGAUGAUCUCAGCAAAUACAGUUCUUUCCCAUAGGAAACAAUGCGUUUCUAUGAGGAGCUUCUCCUUGCAGAGCGUGAAGAUUCUGAAUGUAGUAAGCUGUAGUGGUUAUGGUGACUAUAGUGUCAUUUCAAGUCAGAGGACGUGUUUGUGUUAUUCGUUCUGCUCAUGAGCAAACAGUUACAAAUAGUUUGGCGUAUAGGCUGUUUAUAAGAAAUGCAUUUUCACAGAUGGGCACCCAGACAUCUUUAUCUCAAUGAAGUGGUCUGGGUACUAUGUCCCCCUCACCCUCCCCGUUUUAACACUGCAGAAGCAAUGUUUUCAUUGUAGGUUUAACCUGCCUCUAGAAGCUGUCAUGCAGACAGCCACUAGAGGCAUUUCCAUGAAGUAGAAUACUAAAACUGGUAUUUCUAUCAGAUGGUCACACCUAUGGGUAAGAAUUGGAUUGGCUGAAAUUAUCAGUCUCGGUGAUCUCAGUCAAAAAGGCAGAGCUUCACAGUGGCACUGGCCCAGUCACCUAAAUGAUGACUAGGGCACUAUAUAUAUAUAUGUAUAUAUAUAUAUAUAUAUAUAUAUAUAUAUUUGUAUGCCCCCAUUGUAAAAUGAUUGAAACAGGUUGCGAUCACUUCCACAUUGUUAAUGGCUCAUCAGCAUUUGUCAACAUGUCAAUAAAUAUUGGAGAUUGCGAUUUACUUUCAUGUGUGCUAUAGACUGCAAAAUGAUAGGGCUGUCCUCUUUAAAAAUAAAAACUGCUUGCAACUAUAUGUCCCAUGAACUAUAUAUAUAUAUUUCAAAUUGAGCCCGCAAGUACUUUUCUGAGUCAUUCCUAGUAAAUAUAUAUAUAUAUUUAUUUAUUUACUAGGAAUGACUCAGAAAAAGUACAUAUGGGCUCAAUUUGAUAUAAACCAUAUAUUAUGUCACAGGGAUUAAUGAAAAUAUGACAUUCAUGGUGUUACCAUUCACCAUGCAUGGUGAAAUGUUAGAGACUAACAGUGUUUUAUACAUACAUUAUUAUGCACUGGAGUUUAUGAGAUGCAUAAGCCACCCUUAUGUACAUAGUGUAAUUUAUUACAUGUGCACGAUAGACCUGUAUUGAUAGCCUUGCUGGUAUUUAUAGCUCACAAGAGCUGAAGUUUCCUUUCCCCGCAAAUGUGUUUACGUGAUGUUUGAGUCAAAUAGUGGCUAUAAAUGUUUAAAUUGCAAUGUAUUACAAUGGAAAAUUACUUGUUUGAUAGUCAGUCCCCAAAUGGAAAACAUGACUUUUGGCUUUCCUUUGCCUUUGAUCCCUUUGGACUUGCAAACCUUUCAGACAGUGAAGAAAACUCUUAUCACCAGUAUGUACUGAGUAAAACCAGUACAUCUCAUCUGCCUCCUCCAAGAUGGCUGCUACAGAUGGAUGCAAGUAGCUGUCAUUGCCACCACCUUCUUACAAAUGUGACCCAGACGUUUACUGUUUACCAUCUUUGUUGUAUUGUUCCUGUGCUGAGGAGGUCAGCGCUUAUACACAAUAGGUAAAAUAAUUAUAUCUUUUCUAGCCAUUUGGCUGUCAAGCACAAUACAUGACUCUGUGAAGUUUGUUAUUACAGUGUCCUAUUCACAGUGUCUGGAUUAUUUAUUACAUCUAAACUGUGUAGAGAUGACAAAGGAAUUACAAAUUUUAGGUGAAAACAUUCACAUAAAAAAAAAAAUCUGUCCAGGUUGCAGCAUUAUUUUUUACUUUUUAAAAAAUAACUAAAAUAAAGAAUGCAUUUAACAAAUAUAAAGGAUUCCUGCUGGUUUUAGUGUUUCUUUUAUAAAUGUGAUGAAGCAAGGCGUAUUGCAAAGAUAUUUACAAUAGUUAUCUUACAAAAGCAGAGGUUUUGGAAAAUUUACAGUGUGUUGUGGUUUUACGGUUAAAACUAUUUGUAAUACCUCCUUCCUUUCCCUUUACUGUUCUCUGGCUCAUAAAAUUCAACUAGAUUUAUGUCUGGAAAGAAGAGGAAAUGCAAAAUGAUGCCUAUCUGUAAGACAAAAAAUACUGGCAUAUGGCAAACUAUCCCCCAUCAAUUAUAAGAAUGGAAAAAAAAAAUCAUAAAACAAAAUGUGUUAUUUACAACUCAAUAAUGUGUGUCUAACACAAACCACUAUCGAUGUUUUCCUUUUUUAACAGUUUGGGACAAAUGCUUAAAGGGACACCGCAGGUUUCACUUGACUCCCUUCGUUAAUGCAUGAUGAAGAUAAAGCAUUAAAACCAAUUGUUUCUUGUUGUUACUUGGUGACUUGCACGCCACCACUGUUGCUCUUUGAGCCUACUACAUAUCUAAGAAGUCAUUGAAACGAAUCAAUGCUGGACCUGCGUGUCCACACAGACGAUCUCUUAUAAAAUUGAAAAUACUGAAUAAAAAGAAAUUCACACAAAUAAGGAUUGAGGGUGUACUUUUUCAUAAUUUAUUUUCUUAUUAAAGGAACACUAUAGUGUCAGGAGAAUUUAGACCAAGACAGUCACUGGAAAGUUCUGCAGGUUUUGGAGAUCUUUCUUUUUGGUCUAAAUUUUGUAAGCUAUUAGUCAACCUACGACAUCUCCUUGUAUAAACCCCCAAGUUGUUUUCUGUAUAAUUGAAUACACCCUAGGUAAGCAUAUGCUCUGACUUACUCAUAUCCUCUGCUUGUUAGCACUUUCAAAGACGCAAUCUCAACAACUGAAUUUUAUAAUUAAUAUGUUGCUGAAAUUGAAUAUUCUAAAACAAAAUCCAAAUCUCUUAAAAUAAGCAAUUUACUAUGAAAAAAAAUUAGUCUCAGCUAUUAAAAAGAAAACAACUAUUUAUCAAAUUAUGUCAACAACACAAAUUACUUGAAUGAAUUGAAUGGAGUAUUUAAGUACGUGAAGCUACAAAACACAUUACAAUCAUUUUAUUUUUACAAAUGGCAACAAUGUGUACUGUGUUUUUAUUUAUUUUUUUAAACUGAUCUCUCAUGUUCUGUAAUUUCUACUGUUCUAGGUGAUUGAAUUACUGUUGUCACUACAUACUAGCCCUUUUUCCACCUAACUCCUUAAUGGUGUAGAGAGGCACUUUCAUUCACUGAGAUGUGACAUGUAAUUGAUGCUCCUAGCAUCCAAUUACCAUCAACAGUGAAAACAGAGGCAGACUUUUUUUGUUUUUUUGAUCCUGUGUUUGUUUAUAGGCCCCACUGAAAGGUUACGGUCCUCAUAGCCAAUGUGAUGUGACUUCAGGUCAUCACUGAUAAGGUGGCAGAAGAAAAACAUAGCAAACAAGAACAACCUAAAAACAAAAGGAAUGAAGGUGUUCUCUGUCAUUGUUCUUGAGCUUAUGCAAGAUACAGUAUGGUUAAGGCCUAAAUAUAUGAAAACAAUGCAGUCUAGGAGUUAUGAAGACAUUGUAAUAAAGCAUGACAACAAAUGGCAGAACCCGGUAAUGGCUUAAAUUUACCCACAAUUACGAUUCAGCACUAUGGAACUUUUAUACUACAUAAUUGUUUAAAAUUAGGGUUAGGUUUAUGCUAGGUUUAGGGCUACGGGAAGGGCUGUGGCCUAGCCUGCCUAAAAUUUCUGAGCAUUGCAUUCCUGGGUCGCAUCUAUAAUUUGCAACUUAUGUUUUUAAUUCAGUCCACAUAUAUAAAAGUCAUAAAACUUAUUGCUGUACAGUACACAUGGAUCGUUUUAAAAUAAAAACCUCCCACCAGUCAUUGCAACAUUCUGGUUCUAGCACAGUGAGUCUGAAUGCCAUGGUGCAAAGAUGUCCCCUGUCCUUGUCUCCCAGCACACAUUUGCUUAUAAUAAAUCAAUCAAUAUAUUUAUCCCCUACACAUCCAAGUACUUUUAUGAUGUGGCAGAUUUCUCAAAAUUUGAUAGAUAGAUCGCCAAAAGAAAUCUAUUCCUAAAUUCUGACAAAACUGCCUCAAUUGUGUUUACAGCAAAGCUUUAAUUAAACAUAACGAUCAUCUGUUAAAAAUCAAAGUAAUGUCAAACUACAAUUAUUCAGUAAACACUUAGCAAUUGAUAAAUCUAAGUUAUCAUCCCAAUUCCAAGCUAAAUUUGGUGCUGUUCAGAAAAACGGCUAGUCGAAAUAGCAUGAACAUGAUUAUGCAACAACUGAAUAAGAGGAUAUAUUAUGUGCAUCUCUACAAUCAUAGCUCAGUUAUCUCCAAUCUGUGAUUAAUUGUUCUACUUUGUCCUGCACUGUGUGGCACAAUUCAUCACAAUGUUAAACAUUCUCAAUUGACUUACACUCAAAAUACUAUAUGUACAUUUAACCUAUUUUACCUGGUUCAAACAUACUUUCCAUAGUACCGAAAUAGAAUGCUCAGUUGUGCUCCACUGGUCUGUAAAUAAUUUGGAGGACAUCACAUUUUGGGAAUUUCAAAUUUGCACAGAACUGACAUGGUAAUUCCAAAAUGUAUUUUAGAAUACAAGUUCUAACCAGAAGGACAGUGCCUAACAGAGCUAUGUAAGUGUCAAACUAAGUAUAAAUUAUUUUAAAGCUUACUGUGGGUUAGCACCAGAUGACAUCUGGCACCAUAACCACCAUAGCACAAGGCAGUGGUUAUAGUACUUACAGUAUCUCUUUAUAUAAACAUUUGUUGUUGCUGAAUAUUAUUAUACUUAAUAUUCUUAUAUAAAUUCAAAAUAAGCAAUACCUGAUCUAGUUUGACUAAAAUAGUAGAUAUUCUACAUAAAACACACACACACACAAAUACUGCUCUGUGCUCCAUUUAUGAUGGAGUGGAGCAGGAGAUGCUUUUGUUGUAGUAUUUCUCUAGCACUGAUUCCCUUGGGUUUCUGAAUUGCCCAACAGAGACUGCAGCAUCUGUGUGUUUAAAUUAAAUUUUCCCUUGGCUGUUAUUACUUUUUGAAUGCACUAGCUAUACUGUAUGUGCUCCAUAUUCUGUUGUAACAUUGGCAUCGCAGGAGAAAUAGAAAAUAGUAUUGUCUUGUAGUUGAAUAGCAAACAAAAUCUAUGAAUUUAAUUGUCAAUAUAGUGUUUCUCCUUAAUAUAUAAAAUCAUACAACAGGCUUGAAAUCUGAAUGUUUAAAUACCUACAUUAUAUAUAUCUCUGAAAAAAGGGGGAAAAACUUUUUUGUAACAGUAACAUGUACUCUUGCAGAGUGUUACAUGUAAGCAUUAUGUUCUAGAAAGCUGGGGAAGCAGUUUACAUCCAUACUAGUAAACUGUUAAGUUUUUUUUUUAAUUAAAGAUAUAAUCUAAGCAACAAAAUCACUUCAUCCUAAAGAUGCUGCAGCCUCACUGUUAUAAUCAGUUCUGUUUAUAUUGUGCAUAUUUGAAGACUAAAAUAAAUGUAGUUAUUGAAUCUUUUUGAUGACCAUGGAACGUAUGCCAACGUUGGACAUUGAGCGUCCAAUGUUUCUGUAUGAGAAGCAUUGGAUUAAUUGUAUAGAGAAGCACUGGAUUGGUGGAUCGCAGCAGUUGCUUUACAUGCGCUGAGUGCCCUUAAAGAUUUUCAGCAAGAAGUAUUUGAAAUCACAAGCUAGGAGUCUGUUUCAGCACUAGAAUCAGUGGAGACUGAUGAAGUUUAAAGAUGGUUGGGUACUUCACGACAUAUUUGUUGGGCUUUACCCAUUUAACCCCAUGAGAUGCUGUGCCCUCUUCAUAACCAACUGUAUCAGCAGUCAUUAGUAAAGGGGAGUAUGAAAAUAGAGCAGGUAUAUAGAUUUACAUUAAGAUAUUUUAUUUUUUAUAUAUAUUUUUUAUUUAUUUUUAUUUUAUUUUGUUUAUUUUGUUGUGUGUGCUGUAUGUCUGUGGGUGCUGUAUGUGUGUGUGGGUGCUGUAUGUGUGUGCUGUGUGUGUGUGGGUGCUGUAUGUGUUAAGGUGCUGUAUGUGUGUGCUGUGUGUGUGUGUGUAUGUGUGUGUGUGCUGUAUGUGUGUGUGCGCUGUGUGUAUGUGUGUGCUGUAUAUGUGUGUGUGAUGUGUGUCUGUGUGUAUGGUGCUGUGUGGGUGUGGGUGUGUGUGCUGUAUGUGUGUGUGUGCUGUAUGUGUGUGGGGGUGGGGGUACAUUACUUAAUAUCCCCCCUCCCUUCAUACCUUAUGUAGGGAGGGGGGAUCGUGCUGCUGCUUUCCCUGGUGGUCCAGUGGAGAGUGAACUCUAGCCCCUGAGGGGCUAGAGUUCACUCUCGUGAGAUCUGAGCGUUGCCGUGAACUCUCGAGAGGAAGCCGGCGGAGCUGCUGGUUGAGCUCCCUGGGUCCUCUCCUGCCUCCCUCCAUGCUGCUGUGGGGAGGGAGGCUUAGAGCAGAGCCGGCGCUCAGAUAGCGCCGGCUCUGCAUGAGCCGACAGGGGAGAUCCUGAGAUCUCCCCUGCCGGUCUCACUCCAUAGGCGUGCCGCGGGGAUUAGGGUGUGCCCAGGCCUAUGAUUUAGAUCUGGAGUGCCCAAAAGAUAGAUCCCCAGAUGUGUUGUCAUUCUAAAGGCAUGCAAAGCAUCAAGGGAAUUGUAGUUCUACAACAUCUGGGGCUCUACCUUUUGGGCACCCCUGAUUUAGAUAAAUCCCUCAGAGACUAAUGGUAAUACUAAUAAUGCAUUAAUUAUUAUUAUUAUUAUAAUGCGCCAACAAAUUCUGGAGCACUGUACAUUAUGAUAAACUCAAAUUUUAGCAAAUACAUUUUAGCUAAUAAAAAGCUUUGCACUGUUAUUAUCUACAACAUUGCUAAUGACUAUGCAGUUGUAAAAGUGCUUUGCUACCAUCAGUUGUAGGACUACACACCUGAUACUUAUAAUACAGUCAGUGGAUCGAUAAUCUACAAAUAGCACUCAGUCAGUUUAGUUGAUAUUGACACUGGUAUUGCUCAUGAGAUAGAGCAUAUUUUUUUUUUUUUUUUUGCUGAGCCUUUAGGGAUAGGCUGGUGCCAUCUUUAAGCCUGUGGGAGAUUACAUUUACCCAACAGUUCUUGUUUUGACUUUGAGUGUAUUUGUGUAUAGUAAUAAUAUCCUCAUCUAGGUGCCUUUUCUGGCAUAUCAGCAAUGAGAUUCCCAUGCUAGUGUUAAGUUACUGUUUGGGAAGGUUUUACUGCCUGGGGGAGGAAGAGAUACUUAAAUUACAAGAACACCUGUAGGUUUUGACUGAAUGGGUAUUUCUAAAUAUGCCAGUAUUCUGCUAUUGGUUUUGUGAACUACAGAAAUUGUUUUUUCUAACAAUUCAGUGUAAACUGCUUAAGUGGCCAAAACAGUUCCCUUUCUUCCACGUCCUUUCCCCAUGUAAGUUCUAUUCUCAAGUGUACUUAUCACAGUACCCUAUAAAUCUCCCCAGCCUUAAUCACAGCUCCUUUAUUCAUCAGUGGUGCCAUCAACUAUAAUGGUAGAUGAAGAUGUAUAAUUAUGUUUAAACCAAUAAUGCAGGUAGGUUAGUAUUUUCAUAUUAACACAUUAUAUGGUAAGCUUAGCUGGAGUUACCACCUGAAGAUCUGCCAAGAGGUGCCCAUUUUGGAAUUAUACCACAAUUUUCAAACCCUAAGUGAUAAAAAAAAAAAAAUAAGUUGUAGAGAACAUUGUGAUGUCAGCAGUUAGUCAUUGUCUUCGAUUUCCCAAAUGUCUUUCAACGUUCCACUGUGCAGGAAACAGCAAAUGGUUCUUUCACCCAAAUGCCCAAGGUUAUCUGGAAAUAUUUUUUUAUUUUUUUUUAUAAUUCUUUAUUUAUGUCAAGGUUCGACACCACAGCAAGGUAUACAACACAAUUCAGAUGCUUCCAUUAACACGUGUACAUAUAAUCGGAAGCUAGUGUCAGUAAAGUUAUGUAUUUUCAUAAAAAAACAGCCUGUAACCAUUAAACAACCCAUGUCUUGUGAACUCUAAAAAUCUUUAAAUAGUGGCGUCGCCCCCGUUUUUAAUUUUAUUUCAUAUAUAUGCGCCUCUUUUAGCCUCUAUGCGUGUAUAACCUGGGUAGCAAGUACAAGCCAUUCAGAACACGCACGUAUGUUAACAGAUACAGCACAUUGUGGAGCAGAGUACCCAAUAGCUUGAAAGUGACAAAGUCACGCUUCGCGGUUCGGCACCGUACCCCUCCAGUAAGGGUCCCGGUUGUGAACCACACUAGACAGUAAGGACAAGAGUAAAGGAAAGGAAAGAGAAGAGUAAAGAAAUAAGCUGGAAAUAUUUUUUAUAAACAGAUUUACAAAUGAUCAACACAAAGUAUAGGCAGUUUAAAAAGGUUCUAUAAUAAUGCAUUGACAAUUUCUGAUUAUAGGGCUACAUUAAAAGGAUGCUCAGCCUCAUACCCAAUUCGCCAAUGCCCUUUUCAAAUUAAAACUUAUAGUUACACGUAUUUGGGAAACAUUGUGAAAGAGGUCCAACUCUGCUUAUCGAUGCUGUUAAUCAAUAAUAGCCCUACAAGGCAUGACAAUACACAUGUCUAUCUUUUAUCUGAGAGGAAGUCAAUGGGUGAGCAGACUAACAAGCCUUUUCAAAAAUGUCUCAAAACCUAGACAUUGGUUGCUUAGUCUGCCACCAGCAGCAUCUCCAGCCAUCAGUCAAUAGGGGGAUGGAAACUGCAGAUAUAAUCAUGACAGUCAAAUGUUUUUUCUAAAAUACUUAUCAUUAGUCCUUACCAUGCCAAUACAUUGCAACAAAAACUGGGGUGGGGGUGCUGCACAACCUGUCCCUGUGGAUUAACCUCCACUUAGUGGCAAUAUAGGCAUGGUUGGAGGCCAUUUGCACCAUGGUGUGUAUUGCAUGCAUUGUAUUCAACACACAUUUUAUAUAUAUAUAUGCUGUGAAAGGUUUACAUGUUUUUUUCAUGUUAUUGUGUUUGCUGAGGGUAUCCCUAUGUAUGCAUCACAACAAAGUAUUUUUUAUUCUGAUAUAUCUGUCCAGGAUUAGAUUUAACCUGGUUCUCUUUAGAUUACGGCAGAUUGGAAUUAAAUAAAUUAUAAAUGUAAUCCAUUUUAUCCAUUUAUCUUGUUAACGUAACUCAUACAUUUACAUGAUGAUGAGAUCUCUUCUUUUUAACGUAGAGAAUUAUGGUAAAGCAGGACUAAUGGCGGCAGCUUUUAAGGCCUGUUUUCUGACCACAGUGCUACAUUACUAAGUGAACCAAGUGGAGACUGGAGAGCUGAUAUCCAAAUGUAUUUUUUGUUUGUUUGUUUUUAUCACCGUAAGCCUGAAAAUCCCUGCUGCAAUUCCUGCAACACAUUUCAUGUUAUACAUGGCAUCGAAGCAUAUUUCCCUGCUUUUCAUUGCACAAUGGAAAAAAAUUAGCACAUUACUAAAAAGAAGUUAUUAAAGGGAUUCUAUUGUGUAAGAAAUACAAAGCUGUAUUCCUCACACUAUACUUCCCUCUGGUCUCCUACUUCCUCGUACACGCUUGCCAUGAAAUCCAUUCAACCGAAUGAAAUUACAAAAUGAAAAUAAUGGCCAAAUUUUGUCCUCAAAUGAAUGAACAAACAGAUGAAAUUCUGUUUGGAUGAAACAAAACAUUUUUGGACGACACAAUUUUUUGGGUGGCACCUAAGUUUCAUAAAUAUUGACUGGUACAGAGAGGCAUCAUCAGAGACUGCUAGGCCCAAGGUGUGAACAAGAUCUAAAUGCAUUAGCCGGACCCAUGGGAAGCAGAGCAUAGCUUACUUUUGACCCAAGGCCUUCUUAUAGGCUAUUAGCUGUUAAUUACACCAGAUACCCUCCACUCUGCAUACCCAUUUUGAAACGUGUGUUAUUGUAUUAAAGCAUACCUCCCAGGAAUCCCUACUGAGUACACUGGUGAGUUUAAGGUAGUGGUUUUAGAAAAAGAAUUUUGAGUGACCUUACAUUUGGCAGCUUUCCAUGUCUGGUGUGCAGUAACUGUAAUUCAGCUUCCAAGUGUCCAGAAAUAGGAGGGCCAGUACCUUUUUUGAGAGCCAGGACCGUAACUUACCGGCUCUCAUACUGUAACAUACCGUGGUGUCACACAGUGCUUUCACAUUUUGCUAUAGCGAAUCAUUGUAUCAACUGUGCAUGUACCUACAGUCCCCAAUACUCCUCUAUGAUAAGCACUGAAUUGGACCAUCAUCCUGUCAGUUGAGGAGGAGGCCAUGGGAGUACUGAAGGAGACUCUGCACUGAAGAAAAGGUGAGUAAUUUGUUUGUUUUCUUUUAUUUAAUUUUUUUUAUACAAUGGGGGGCCCUGAACUAGUCAGAUCAGGACUGUAGCAUUAGGAAUACAAAUAUGUAUUUGUAAUGCUUCAGUAUUCCUUUAAUAUCAGGCUACCAGAAGAUUGUCUUGGUGGCAACCCCCCACUUCUAUAUUUUGGGAUAAAUGGUGUGAUUUUUAUACUCACUACUUCCUUUCUGGCCAAUGUGGACAGUACUACCACAUUUUAAUUGAUAUGUCUCCAUUACUGCACUUGUAAGGGCAAUAAUGUAAUAGAUACCCGUUAUGCAUUUUAUUUAUUUAAUCCCUUAAGGACCAAACUUCUGGAAUAAAAGGGAAUCAUGACAUGUCACACAUGUCAUGUGUCCUUAAGGGGUUAAAUAUCCCUCCCCCCAAAUUAUAGUUAAUGUUAAUGUUAAUUAAAAUAAUUUUUACAUGUAUCAGACCACAACGUUUUUCUAAAUAUAUGUAUCUUCUCUACUGAAUAAAACAUUUUUGUAUAUUGUUUUUAUAAGUUAUGCACAAAGAAUAAAAGUAAUUUUUUUUCUCUAAAAGAAAGGUUAAAGCGUGGGUUUUUUUCAUCAGCUUGAUUUGCCACAAGUGUAGGUGAGUAGCAAUACUUCUUGGAAAAAAAAAAACUAAUGAGAACCGUUAUCUUGGGUUAAACUCAGGAAGUUCUCGUACUGCUGGGAUCGUGUUGAGCCCUAUGUAAGGAAAUUCAAAGAGGAACUUUCAUCUUAUUUGUAUCUGACAGUUCUGUUUUAAACUUCCUUAUUAUCAUAUAAGCAGCUGAGGGAGUUCGCUUUGGUUUCAGGGAAAACCUCAAACAGUUUGAAAAUAAUUUGAUGAAAAUUUGGAGGGCCUAUGCCCAAAGACUCCUUUCACCAUAACAACUACACUCAGGGUUAUUUGUCAGGAAUACAUAGUGAAUUUCACAUUUAAGGACAAAAUAACUGAACUGGAAACAUUCUCUAAAUCAGCUAUGGUUGCAGUUUGGCUACUUUGGCCUUAAAUUAGAAAAUAAUGUUGAAUUCAUAUAGAAAAAACAAGAUUAUUGUGGCCAUAAGCAGAUUUGUUUGAAUCCAGAUGAAGUUGGUAGAGUCCAUGGAUUCCUCCAUUCAAUGUUAAACCACCUUUAAAAGAUGUAACCAUGAAUGAUCUACCCACAGCCCAGCCCCCUCUGGAUGCAAGGCCCACAUCUCCUUUUCACUAUACCAAUUCAUACCAGCAGUGGUCACUGUAAGAGGCGGUCAGAUGACACUCUCAGCCAGUUAUUGAUGUCCACUGCUGCUCAGCCUUAUUCUUCCUCAUUAAAUUAAACAGCACAGAGGGGAUAGUCUGCUGGGGACUCUCGUUUGGCCGUAAACCAUUCAAAAUGGAAGUAGUAAACAAAAGGACAGCUCCAGGGGACUCCAGGCUCUAUAACCACUUCAGUGAGAUGGAGCAGUCACUUACAGUGUCCUUUAAAUUAUAUCUACUGUGCAUCUAAACAACUGCAUCAACAAAACCACAUUAACCCUUACUUAUAUGUGGCCUAGUCAAUGUUAUCUAGAAUGAGCUAAGUUUUAUGCUACACCCUCAGGAUAUAACUGUAAGUAAAAUCCACCUUUCUAUGUAUUUUACAUAAAAAUUAACAAAUUAACAUUUGAAAUACAUUUUCGUGCAAACCUGAGGCACUCUCACAACACCCAUUACCAUUAGUCAGUCACCAAGACGCAUACUGCAUCAACAGCUGGAGGGCCCAUUACUUAGAUCAUGCACGGAUUCUAAAUGUGCUGUGUAAUAUCAUGAAAAUGGGUUUCUUCCCAUAGUACAAGACGACAGGAAGGUUGUUAAAUGAUAAUGGAAACAUAAAUGUAUUCAGUUAAAUGAUAAUAUCUCACAUAUUCCUUAUAAAUGGCUGUGUGCUUGCGUUUCUUUAAUGCUUGAUCUUCAUAAUGCACUAAUGACCCUAGAGUAGGGGUAAACUUCAGACUGGAAUAUUUAUUAGAAGGAAAUAUAUAUAUAUAUAUAUAUAUAUAUAUAUAUUUUAAAGUUUUUUAUUUAUUUUUUGAGUGUCAGGUUGAACCCCCAUUUUGUAAUCAAUUAUGGAAAAAAGCAAUGAAAAUACAAAUACGAAGAUAAAGGAAAAAUUUUAACCCUCCAGACUUUAUUUUGUUUUUGUAAUGCAAUUUCUGCAAAGUAUAGCUGUUGCUCAGCUAGUCACACUCCUAGUGCAUAGAGAAAUGCAAAGUUAUGCACUUUGGGGUUAAGAAUGCACAAGCACCACUAAAUGGUAGUGAAUUAGGGAUAACCACACACGAGAAGGAUUUGGGAAUUGUUAUAGACAACAAAUUAGGCAGCAAUAUGCAAUGUCAAUCUGCAAUUGCUAAGGCCAGUAAGAUUUUGUCAUGUAUAAAUAAGGGCAUAAAUUCUCAGGAUGAAAAUAUAAUUUUGCCUCUUUAUAAAUCACUGGUAAGACCACACCUUGAAUAUGCUGUGUGAUUUUGGGCGCCUGUUCUAAAGAAGGAUAUCAUGGCACUGGAGAGGGUCCAGAGACGAGCUACAAAAUUGAUAAAAGGAAUGGAGCAUUUUAGUUAUGAAGAAAGGUUAAAAAAAUUAAAUCUGUUUAGUUUGGAAAAACGGCGCCUGAGAGGGGAUAUGAUAACAUUAUACAAAUAUAUUCGGGGCCAGUACAAACCUUUAUCUGGAAAUCUAUUCAACACAAGGUCACACAUUUAGGCUGGAAGAAAGGAGAUUUCAUCUAAGGCAAAGAAAAGGUUUUUUUUACAGUAAGAACAAUAAGGAUAUGGAAUUCUCUGCCUGAAGAGGUAGUUUUGUCAGAGUCUAUACAGAUGUUUAAACUGCACUUGGAUAAAUACUUGCAAAAACAUAACAUACAGGGAUAUAAUUUCUAAUUAGUGGGGUAAUAGCUGCUUGAUCCAAGGAGACAUCUGACUGCUAUUUUGGUUUCAAGAAGGAAUUUUUUCCUAGUUUGUGGCAAAAUUGGAAGCGCUUCAGACCAGGUUUUUUGCCUUCUUUUGGAUCAACAGCAAAAACAUAUGUGAGGAAGGCUGAACUUGAUGGACGCAAGUCUCUUUUCAGCUAUGUAACUAUAUAUGCAUAUCCCAUAAACAGGGCCAGUGCAAGACUAUUUUGCGAACUAGGCAAGACCAGCUAUUUGCAUCCCCCACAAUAAAAACAAAAAAUUGCCAAUUUGUGUAUCUCUUUCUCCCAUCCAGUCCUGUUGUGUGUCUCUUUUGCCCCUCAGCCACUUUGUGCCUCUCUUUCUUCCUCAGCCACUUUGUGAGUCUCUUUGUUCCCCCAGCACCCUCUGUGUGUCUCUUUGUCUCCCAACUCAUUUGUGUGUCUCUUUUUCCCCUUCUCCAGUCCCUCUGUGGGUCUCUCACCCGCAGCCCCUCUGUGUCUCUUCCCCUUUGCGUAUGUUUCCUUUGUGUCUAUUUCUCCCUUAGCCCCUCUGUGUGUCUCUGUCCCCUCCAGCCCCAUGUGUGUCUCUUUGUCCCCUUCAGCCCUUCUGUGUGUUUCUUUGUCCUCUUCAGUCCUCUGUGUGCCUCUUUGCCCUCCCCCUCAGCCCUCUGUGUGCUUCAUUGUUCCUCCUAAGCCCUCUGUGUGCCUCUUUAUCCUGUGUCCCCCACAGACCUUCUAUGCCCUUUGUGCUCCUCUUUGUCCCUUGUCCCCCCUCAGCCCUCUGUUUGCCUCUUUGUUGUCCCCACAGAACUUCUGUGUGCCUGUUUGUCAUGACAGUCCUUCUGUGCAUCUCUUUUCCCCCCUGGUCCUUUUGUCGUCUCUCUCCCCCCUCCCUCCCCAUGCCAGCUCACCUUCUUUUAUGUAGUGUGGCUGAGCCACGGACUAUGGUUGAGGGACUUCUGGUUCUUCUCCCCCGUUCUGGCAGGAAGUUGUUCAGUGCUCUCAGUGAGCACUUACUGUCAUACCAUGUAGAGCAGGGGUGAGGAACCUUCGGUCAUCCAGAUGUAGUAGACUACAUCUCCCUUUAUCCUUUGCUAGCAUUAUGGCUGUAAGGGCAUUAUGGGAGAUGUAGUCCAAAACAUCUGGAGGGCCGAAGGUUCCCCACCCCUGAUGUAGAGGAUAUAGAUGCUCCUUUACUGUGGUCAGCGGCUCGGCAAUGCUUUAUCCAGUGACUAGCAGGAGGGGAGUGAUGAACAUUGCGCUCCCCGGGCCGGUUCACCCUAAUUCGCCUAACACUUGCUCCUGCCCUGCCCAUAAAUCCUUACCCUUGUAUAAUUUAGUACUACUUAUAAAUAAUUGAAUGAAACUAUUUGUCAAUCAAAUGGAAACCCCAGCUUACUUUUACUCGCUUUCUAAGUAGAUUAAUUUAGGUUUUUAAAUUAGGAAGUGGUCUGGGUGCCAGGUCCAUCUAGGGUUAACCCUGCCUGCAGUGUUUACAUAUGUGUUAAUCCAGCCUCUAGUGGCUGUCUUAUUGACAGCCGCUAGAAGCGCUUCCGCGCUUCUCACUGUGAUUUUCACAGUGAGAAGACGCCAGCGUCCAUAGGAAAGCAUUGAGAAAUGCUUUCCUAUGGGCUGACUGAAUGCAUGCGCAUGCGCAUUCAGCCGAUGACGUCGGAAGGUGGAGGAGAAUCCCCAGCGCCGAGAGAGCCCGGCGCUGGAGAAAGGUAAGAUUUUAACCCCUUCCUACCUCUAGAGCCCGGCGGGAGGGCGACUCUGAGGGUGGGGGGGACUUAUUAACACUAUAGUGCCAGGAAAAUGAGUUUGUUUUCCUGGCACUAUAGUGGUCCUUUAAGUCCUUUAGGGACCACAGUGUCCAAUUUAUAUAUCCAAGAUGCCUCACACUGUAAGAGAGCUUUAGACCUGUCACCUCCAUGGGAUAGAGGAGGGACAUGGUCAAUUGCUAUAAAACGUAAUGUAGGCAGACGAUGUUGGGCUGCCAAUAAAUGUUUAGCCACUGGUUUAACAGUCGUUUGAUCACGAAAAGGCUGUCAUAAUUCCAGACCGAUGUCCUCGUAUACAAUCUUGAAGGGUCAGAUCAGUUUUCCCUACAUAAGACAGUCCACAGGGACAGGUAAUCAUAUAAAUCAUAUGAUCAGUGGUACAUGUGAUGUAAUGUGAUAUAGGGACAUGUUUCCCACUGUGGGAAUGACAAAAUGUAGACCUACUGAUCAUGUGGCUGCAUGUAACACAGCCAGAACAUUUAAAAAACCCUUUCUUUUUGAGUAUAGGGGAUUUUUUGUAACAUUGUACAGGAUCACUCUUCACAAGUAGAUCUUGUAGAUUUUUAUUCCUCUUAUAGCUCACGAUCGGUGUUUCACGAAAUAUAGAAGCAAGAUUAGUAUCAGACUGUAGAAUGCUUCUUUAUGGAAUCUCUGAUUUUUAUUGUGCCAGUGUGGAACGUUAAAGGUACAAACAUUUUCUUCUGAGGUGAUUUCUUGUGAGAGCUGUUGUUAAUUUCCUCAAAAAAUCGUUCAAAGGCUGUAUCUUUGGCCUUAUCCAGUAUUCGUGGAUGAUAUCCGCGUGAAAGAAAUCUGUCGUACAUAUCUUGUAACUUUUCAUCUCUGGAUUUGGACUCGCUGUUAUAUCUGAGUAUUCACAUAAAUUGAGAGAAGGGAAGAGCAUCUUUAAGAUGUUGAGGAUGAAAAUUGGUCGCCAAGAGCAGAGUAUUUCAGUGUGCGUGCUUCCUAUAUAAAGUAUAUCCUAAUUCCUUUUAAUCUUUAUGUUUGUACACUUGUACAUCCAGAAACUGUAUGGAAAAAGUAUCCCAUGUCAGAGUAAGUUUUAUGGAUGAGGAGUUGACCGUUUCCACCAUCUCACACAAUUCUUCUGAUGUACCUUUCCAAAUUAAGAAGAUAUCAUCCAUAAAAUGUAGAUAUUUAAGGAUCUUGUUCUAGAAUAUAUGUUUUUGUCUGAACCAAACACUGCUCAGUGCUAAAUACAUUUUUUAAAAAGAGGUUGUUUUUUACAUUUUAAAGUUGAUUCUCUAUCAUCUUUGCUGAAAAGAUAUAUUUUUUUGCAUCCAAUAGACACACAUAGAAGUGUGUGUAACUGAGGACACAAUGUUACUGAGAAUGUAUUGUGAGGUCAGCACAUGAUGUUACUGAUAAUUUAUCCAUAAUGCCGGAUGAGGCUAGUGUUAGAGGGAAAGCUGCAAGGCCCUGCAUGGUUUUUAUAUAGAGAGAGUUUAUAUGGUACUAGAUCUGAAAGACAUUCUUGUCAGUUUUCACUAAGCUUUAUGUCAGGGGCUGGGUAAGCUGGCAAAUGAUUUGGAGGAAUGAGCAGAUUAAUGUUAUUGGUGUUAAUGAGGGCAUUAUUGUCUAAUGGGGUGUUAGGAAAUAUGAGAAUGGAGUGUUAAUAAGGCUGGAGAGAAUGUGGUUAGUAUGUGUGGAUGUAGGUGGCUAUUUAUGUGUUUGUGUGUGGCUGGGUGUGUAUGUUUGGCUAUUCAUGUAUGCGUGUCUCUGUGUAUUAGGCCAUCCUUGUAUGUGUGUGUGACUAUUCAUGCAUGUGUGUCACUGUGUAUUUAGCUGUUUGUGUUUGGCUGUUUGUGUGUGUUUGGGAAAUUGUGUGUUUGGAUACUUAUGUAUUUGUGUCUCUGUUGUUGCCACUUUUCUGUGUGUGCACAUGUUUGUCUGUUUGUGGAGUUGUGUACUUGGCCCCUAAUGAAAUAUUAUGCUACUUAGAAUAAAACUAUUUUUCCUUCCUACUCCAAAGGGUGAAUAGCCAUUGUGCCCUGGUAGUAUUGUAUCCUAUUUUUCUCAGUUAGGCCACUUGGUUUUAUUUGCCCUAGGCCAAAAUGUGCUUGUCUCUGCUUUAUUAUAUGCUUUCAGAUCACACAUCUUUUUUUUUUUUACUAAACCCUAUUGUGCCACUAUAUGUAUCUUGAAGGCUCCUGUAACUAUACCUCUAUGAAUUGGAGCACUUAAUUCCAGACAGUCAGUCCACAAUUAUCCUUACAAAACUGUAUGACCCCAAGUGUAUAUGUCCUUUCUUCCCAAGGCUUGCAAUGCCUCAAGGUUAAAUGAAGAGAGCUGUCAGUUCUGAAGUUCAUAUUGUCAGGCUCUGAAAAGCACCAGUGCCCCGAUACUGAGUUCACAAGAAUAUAUCAUCACAACAACUUAAUGUUUCUUAAUGUGGUGUCUGGUUUUGAGUAAGGUAGAACCACAGUAAUUAUUGCUGAAGAAAAUCUAGACCACACACACAUUCCUAGAAAAUGAGUUCUAGUUUUAACUUUUAGCCACAGUGAAUGUUUCUUCUACCCAUUAGGCAAAUGAAGUCAUUUCUCACUGGAAACAUGGGUGUAUGCAUAAAAGACUUUUGUCAUAUCUGCCAAAUGCCCUAAAAUGAGCUGCCAGCCUGAACUUAGCAAACUUGUCCUCAAGAUUCAUUACUCUGUGUAAAACAUAUUCCCAUGGUUACAAAUCAGACACAAGAGAAUUCAAUUAAUUUCUCUCUGUCUCCUAUCCUAGCACCAGGUCAGAGCAACCCUUUGUUGAUAUCACAUGAGGCAUUUGUUUGCAUGAUUUAAAACAUUUUAUUGCAAAAGGAGUGUCCCAGGAUGCACAGUAUUGUUUAAAAUUACAAAUCUCAGGCAUGGUCACCCAGUCCGAGAUCCCACGUCCUUGUAAUUAUGCUUUGCUGUAGUUGUUUGCAUUUUGAGAAAAACAAGGAGAGCGAAAAUAAAUCCGUUAUUGGGAAAUACUUGCCUGCUGGUAUCAGUUUAAUUAAAACAUAAUAUUUAAUAUAUUGAUUAAAAGUAUUACUGUUGGAAAUCAACAGAAUUUUUUUUUAUUGAUUUAAGACUAUCUACAAUAUAAACCAAAUAAUAUAAAGAAAAAGAAAAAUUUGUUAAAGGAAAAACUUCUUAUAUAUCAAAUAAUCCCAAAACAUAUAAGAUGAAAAAUGCACACAUAUAUAAAUAUAUAUAUAUAUGAUACAAAAGAUCCAGAGCACUCACUCAUCAGUAAACAGUAAUUUUAAAGCUCACAGAUGUUUUUAGAUUUUUAAAAACACCUACUCCAGGCAAAAAUAAUGGGGGUUUAGUUACAGUAAAUUAUCAUACAAUGCAUAAGCCUGCCACAACGUCUAUGUACCCCAUCUUUGGCAGGUCCUACUCUAAUAGGGCCCUGGACUGAGUCACCUGUGACAGGGACGGGUGCAAAACCAAGGAGUUGGCAUAGGAGUAUCCCAUUUAUGCAUGUUCUUGUUAGUGCAGCCUACUGGUUUCAUAUAUGUGUGUGUGUGUGUGUUUAUCCCAAAGGUGAUUUGGGCUACUAUCAAAAUUUAAAAUUAGGAUGGAAGCAGGUGUUGCAUAAUAAUGUCAUUGCACACGUCUGCUAGCAAUGAUGUUUAGGUGUCUUAAAUGUCCCUUGCCUGUCCUUAAAAAGAUAUUUUACUCACGUUAUUUCCAGUGCUGGCUUGGUCAUGGUUGCCUCCGCCCUGCCUCUUUGGCUAAGAUUAUCAAAUCUGGCAAUCUCAGCUAAUCCAAUGCUGACCCUGGAAGCACCUCUAGUUGCCAUCUGGAUGACUGCCACUAGAGAUGUUCCUAGGCUCUAAUGUAAAAAUUGCCUUUUAUCUGAAAAGGCAGUGUUAACAUUAAAAAGCCUGCAGGGACAGGUUGUAAGCACCAGAGCUACUUUGAACUGUAGUUGUUCUGGUGUCUAUAGUGUCCCUUUAAGCAGUAAUGUCUAGUGAUUUUCUUUAGGGAUAACAAUAUUGAACGGUUACACAUUAAUUGUGCAGGUUUUAUUUGAUUUGGCCCCCAAAAUGUUCAUCCAAUAAUAUUAAGCCCUCAUGUAUGAAUAGAUUGGACAGUACUGCUCUAGUAUUCAGCUGUAUUUAGUAAGAUUGUUCCCAUUCAUUCCUCAGCACCACUUGACAUCCAUAGUUUGGAAAUGUUAAACUUGAGUCCGUCACAAAACCAGAUGUGAGCCCCUGCUUUGUUUUAUUAGACAGACAGUGCUCUGGUUCAGCUGCUUCUUGCCAAAUAUGUUAGUUUUCAGUGUUUUCUUUCAUAGCACAUGAAAUAGACCUGCUUGCAGCAAUCACAGCUAUAUUUUAUAGGCAAAGCUUUAAAAAAAAUACCCUUUUUAUGGUUUCCUCUUUAUGCCUGUAGAGAGGCUUUUAUUAUUACAUCUACCGGUGCAUCUAACAGGGAAGGCUGAAAGUUAGCAGGUACACUUCCUGUCUGGUACUGCUCGUAAAGAGAGGGAGAAAAAUCAUUGAGGUGACCUCUUAAGUGUCAUAGUUGACAAUGUAAAGGUGCCUCACAGCAAUACACUACUUUAACAUAGCUCAAGAACUUUCACUUGUGAGUGUUAGCAGAACAGACAUAAUGUAUGUGUUCUAUUUUGCUGACAGAACGGAUUACAACUGAAGUCAUUACAAGAGCUGGAAAUGGCUUUUGAAUAAGUAAUCACCUGGAGCAAAGAGCCUUUGUAUAGCUUCUGAAUAUGCUGCAGCUAACAGCCUCUAUAUAUUAAUACUGAGAAUAAAUAUAGUAAAUAGUUUUUAGAUGUAUUUAUUUUUUUAGUUUAGAUUUAGCCAGGAAUUUGACUUAAAGAGACACUCCACUCGCCAAAUACAAUUUCAGUAAAAAAAAACUGUUUAGUAGAUAUCCCCCAUGAAAACAUGAAUCCAUUUAAUUGUGCAUUUUUUUCAUUGGGGUUAUAUCUGCUGCAUUUGCAAACACUCGCCUUUUAACCCCGCCCACACUUUCUGUGGCUCUACAAUCAUAGACUUCCCAAUGCAGCUCAAUGAGGAGUCUUUGCAAGUCAGGUGCUCUGAGCAAUUGCUGCCUCUUGAGUUUAGCUCCACUGAGCUAACCAAACCAGGAAGUAAUAACUUGUCUGCUUGAAAGCCAAGGGAGUGUAACCAGGUUAAUUUAUAAAAGUGUCAAUUUCUAUUGAAAUCUGCACUUUUUGAAAAAUUUAAAAAAAGAGGACACACUCUUCACACAUGAAGCUUUUCUGCCCUAGGGGUCUGGAGUGUCCCUUUAAUUAUAUAAUCUGAAUUAUAAAGGACAGUGUGCAGCACUGAAGUUCAGCGUCUCCACGGUUUGCAUGGAGACGCUGAAUGCAAUAUCUAUGAGGAAAUGCUGAUUGGUGCAGCGUGACGUCUUGCUGCGCAUACACACUUGCCUGCUAGUGCUUUCCUGUGGGAAAGCAUUGGAUUGGCUGAGAUGGUAAAAUUUGAUGAUCUCAGCCAAGGGGGCAGAAUGGGCAGAGAAAGGUGAGUAAAACACCACUUUAACAGGAGGGGAGCAAGGGGGGCUGGAAAGCCUAAAUGGCAAUUUUACUUCCUAAUACUGUAGUGUUUCUGCAAUGUAAAUAUUACCAUAUGAUUGUAUUUACUGGAAAACUACAUAACUUGUCUUAGGGUUCAUUCAUUGCAUUCAACUACAGUCAGACAGUUUUGCAUUCCUAAAACUAUAGUCUUCCUUUAACAUUUUUAAAUGUUUUAGUAUCUGGCCAUUUAGAAAAUAUACAUGUUUUAUAGGGUAAGACAGGAUGACAAGUAUUACAUGAAUAAUGAUUCUGACUGUAUGCGGAAAAUCAAUACAAGGCUUUGUACUCUGUGUGUGGUUAAUCGAUGUUGAAUUUAUUUUGGAGUAUGCAUUAGAUUGAAAUAAAGAUGAGAAAAAUAGCUAUUUCUACUGGAUAAACGCGAUUAGGCCAUAUUGAAAAUUAUGGUGGGAACUAUCAGUGAGAACUGGGGGAUCAUAAUAAACAAAGGAUUUUUAUUUGUUGAUAACUAAAGUAAUGUAGGAACACAAACAAAAUGACUUAAAGGGCAUCUGCAGUCCCAAAAAUAACAAUCAUUAAAGGGACACUAUAGCACUCAGGCCAUUUCUUUACAUUGAAGUGGUCUGGGUGCAGUUCUGUUGACUUUAACCCUGCAAUGUAAAACAUUGCAGUUUCCCCUUCUAACCUGACCCAGACUUUCUGUGGCUGCCCAAUCAUAGGCUUACCAAUGCAGCUCAAUAAGAAGUCUUUGCAUGGCAGGUGCUCUAGGAAAUUACCUUUCUCUUGAGUUUAGCUCCACUGAGCUAACCAAACCAGGAACUAACAGGACCUGUUGUCUGAUUGGUUUUCUAAUAAAAAUUUAAAUGAGUGUGUAUGUAUAUAUGAGUGUGUCCGCUUGUUUGUGUAUGUGUCAUGUUUAUGAUCGCCGAUCUCACCUGCAGUCACUUCCGAUACAACCCCACCCAUGCGUCUUAAGUUACAUGCUUCCGUGUUAAAAGGAAGCCGUGGGUAAUAUGAAAUUGCUCAGUCAAUUUGUUCCAAUUUGUUACCAAGUGCCCUCUGAGCUCCCUGUGUUACCAAGCUGUGUACCAAACCUCCAAAACCGACAUUUCUGAACUCUUUACUCCCUGGACACGGAACGGACUUUGACUACUUAUCUCUUUACUCCAAACUGAUAUUGCUGAACUACAGUCUUCUGAAAUACAGAAAGGACUCUCUCUGAUCACCAGCUUCCACAAGUUCUUCUGUUAUACUGGGAAUUGCUGAAUUGUUCAAGUCAUUCAGUUUAAUCCUCUCAAAGGGUGAAUCCAGUCAAUACAAAAGUCAGUUCACUGUGCUUUAAUAUAUUACUGUAUUUAAAUUGCAACCUAAAUAUAUCCUGCACAACUCCUGCAUAUAUACUUAUUGUUUAUAUGGCUACAUAUAAUUCAAUUGGACAUUGCUUAAGUACUCAAAUAAGGAUCUGCAUACUAAAGAUUGAAUUGCUACUGAAAGUUGUUCUGCUAUUACCUAAGCAAUAAUACAAUUACUUUAAAGGAUCACUAUAGUGUCAGGAAAACGAAGCAGUGCCCCCACCCUCAGGGUCCCCCUCCCGUGGCGCUGAAGGGGUAAAAACCCCUUCAGCCACUUACCUUAAUCCAGCACUGGGCUCCCUAGGCGCUGGUGACCUCUCCUCCCUGCCUACGCCAGCUCCCCCAUCCGACGUCACUGGAGCCGCGCGCACGAUCAAAGUGUCCAUAGGAAAGCAUUUCUCUGUCAGGGAGACAGCCAUUAGAGGCUGGAUUAACCCCAAAUGUAAACAUAGCAGUUUCUCUGAAACUGUUAUAUUUACAUGUGAAGGUUUAAAACCUUAGGGAUCAAAAAUGUGCAACAUUCCUCACCUGCUAUGUUCAUGUUCUCAAAUGUAUAACAGUUAUGGGCUCACACAUGCUGUUGUAGCAGUGCAAGGCAAUUUAUGAUUUUUUGCACAGUAAAAUAAAGAAUUAUAAAAAAAUAAAAACCUGAGGGAUCUGGCACCCAGACCACUUCAUUGAGCUGAAGUGGUCUGGGUGACUAUAGUGUCCCUUUAAAUAUUCUUAAAGUGACAGUAUAAAAUUAUUUCAGAAUCUGCAAUUGAGUUCCAAACAAACUUUUAUUCCUAAGUAUUACAGUAUGUGUGUAUCAAUACGUGUAUGUAUAUCUGUGUAAGUAUGUAUGUGGUAGUGUAUGUGCAUACAUUCCAGGAAAGACCAACACAACAUGCAAACACAGCCCUGCAAUCAAGCACAAACACGACACACAAGUACACCACUGCAUUCCAAUGGUAACAGUACAUACAAAUAAACCUCUACAUGCACACACAUACACUCUAUAAAAAAACAUGCUUACAUUCAAGCACUCACAAAUACAAUCCUGCAAGGAUUGGCAAUUUGUAGCUCCCCAGCUGGCAUAGUAUUAUAUUAGUUGUAGAACAGAUGGGGAUCUACCAUUUGGCCACCCUUGCGCUAGAGGGGAGCCCCCCAAAUAAAUGUUGCACCAGUGUCCUCUCUACACGAGUUCCACUACUGGGAACAAACAGGCUUACAAUCUAAAUAAUAUAGGUUGGUUUGUUAGCUGAUGAAACAUUUGCUAGUAGAAAAUAACAAUCCUUUCCACCUGAUACCUUACUUAUUUUUACAGGUCAAUAACUGAACAAGAGAAUAUCAUCCAUCAGUUGCUCAUGUGUUUUCUAGUUUCUCAAGGGUACAAUAAACAUUCAAAUUGUAGCAGAUUGUUGAGCAAAAUUACAAUUGAUUUAAAAUAAUUGUUACACAUUGAAGCUAAACAAAUUUAAUAUGCAACCAGAAGUGAGCUACAUAAGAAAACUGCCGCUGUAUGGGCACGCCAAUCCAUAGCGACUCCACCUUUCCACAGGAUUUCAUUUUAUGGACUGGCCGUUGUGCAAAGCAGCACCUGAUGGGCGAGUGGAAUUUUACUAAAGUUUCUGGGCAAACGUUUCUGCUUGUGCCAUUUCCCCAGCAGGAGGUUCCAAAACCCUGAUACAUUGAUUAUGAUAUAGGAUUAUGGCACUCAGAAUUCAAUAGCAGCAUAUCUAAAAUAAAAACAGAUAGUUUGGGCCUAUUGCACUGUGUGGUCUUACGCUUGUGCUCCAACAGCCCCUCUAUUAAUCUGUGUUGGCAUAUACCUUACACACCAAGAUAACUAGAUCAGCCUUUGUGUGGUCUGUUAAUUUGUUUUGUGCUGUAAAUCCCGCUUUCACACGUGAACAUCUUUUAUAACAGCUUGACACUGCAGUAUUUGACCACAAACCCCUUUACUUGGUUUGAGGCCUGCUGUCCUCUCUACUCCACUGCUGUUAGCAUUCAUUUUCUUGUAUUGACAUGUAAGGAGCUGAAAUAUUUUAGAUGUUGCUGAUGUCAAGGUGGAUUUAAAAGCUUUGUUUUCUGGGAGGCGUUUAUCAUAAGCGAAUGGUAGGCAUAUCAUUAGAAAUCAUUAGCUCUCUGUGAAUUAUCCUUUAAAUGUCAGGCUGAUUUUUAAAUUGUCAAUUAGUGCACAUCUCAGCACAUGCCCCCUUGUAACGGUGUAAAAGGAGGGGGAAUUAAAUUUAAAACUGGCAGCUCAGAUGCAAACUGUCAACCAAAAGAAAAAUAAUUGCAUGGGCAUGGUAAUAAAACAUUUGUUUUUUUAUAUUAUAAAAAUGUGAUUAUAGAGUGGAUGAAAAUGCUUCCAUCCAACCUGACAGGUUUGUGUGCUGUACAAUUGUCCCCAGUAGUCAAUAGAUUUAUUCUGAACAAAACAAUUUAUGCUUUCCUGAGGUAAAUUAUAACAUGUGUUACUACAGCAAACAUUAAACAUUUGUUUUUAUAAAUGUAUGGUGUAUGUUCUAUUCAAAAGGGUUUUAGAAAAUGUAUAGAGUUAAAUAAUCAACAUUUAUACAAUAAUAAAUACUGAAUCACAGACUGUCAUACCUCCCAACAGUCCAGGAAUCAGUGUGACAGUCCUGAUUUGUGUCUUUAUCCUACCAAUUAGGUUUAUUUUCUAGUGUCCUAAUUCUGGGACACGAGAGACAAAUAUGUUCUGCUCGUGCAUGCCAUCAGUAUACCUCCCAAGUGUCCCUAUUUAGGCAGAACAGUCCCUGUUUCAUGUCCAAAUUCCUCUGUCCUUCUUUUCUAUGAUAAUGUCCCUCUUAUCUCGGCGCUCCAUAUUGUGGAUGUGUCUGACUGUAUAACAGAGCUGCACAGAAAUAAUACUCAUAGUAAUGUAUCUUUAAACUACAGUAAUAUGUGUUUCGAAACCAGCCUGUGUUAAUAAGAUACGUACAUCUUUAUGAGUAAAUCAUGUAAAAUUUCAGAACACCCCUGCCAUUGGCCAAAUCCCAAAUCACACCCUUAAAAUGAAAGUGUCCCUCCUUGUACAUUUGAAAUAUUGGGAUAUUGGGUGUAUUACUCGUGGCCCAUUGUAUCACAUGCAAUGCAACUAAUGGUGCAUCCCACCUCACAAGAUUAUGCACUAAAUUGUGAAUUGUUGUGAGCACACCAGGGAAAUGUACUGGAAAUAUAGGUGAUUUGGUGAAUUUUCCAGUUUGCUGUUUUGAACUAUAAUAUGCAGUAAACAUACAGACUAUAUAUAUAAUGAUAAUACAACAAUAUAAAUGUGUGAUCUCUAAAAUGUUUGAUAGGUCGCGCCGUUCUAUAGUAUUAUAUGCGCUUUAACACAUCUUUUGUUAUAAUAAUUUCAGAAUUGCUGAAAGGUUAAUGCCACUUUUAAUCAAGAAGAUAGAAUGUCACUUGUAAUAAAACUAAUGUACUGAGCUGGGACUGUCUGAAGAUACUGUGAACAAUCAAAUAAGUACACUGUGCUCCAGGGAGGCAUCCCAGAAUGUCUAAGCUAUUUAAUCUUUCUUUGCUUCUUGUCAUUGUAUCACUAGUAUCCUUUUGUAUUUGCCCAUCACUAAUGAUUCAUGCUUAAUUCUCUCUAUGAAAUGGUUGUAUCUAAAUAUAGUUGGAGUUGACAAAUGCCUGUUAAUGCUUUAAAGGGGCACUCUAUGCACUAAAACAACUUUAGCUUAAAGUAACACUAAAGCGUAAGGAAUAAAAGCCUGUAUUCCUGACGGUGUAUUCCAUCUGUGCUGCCUACGUCUCCUCCUUCCACAACAUCAUCAGGAGUAGUGGCUACCUCCAACACGGUCCAAUCCAGUGCUCCUCAUAUAGGAACAUUGGAGACCUGAUGCUCAUCCAAGCUUAACCGUAGGAAAUUGUUGAAUCAAUUCCACAGAAACACCUCUAGUGGCUGUCAGGAAAAUAAACAUUAGAGGUGGUCUUAACUGUGCAAUGUAAACUAAAUAACUGCAAUGAUUUAUGAUGGACAGGCCCACUGAACGUGGGCCACUUCAUUGAGAUGAAGUGGCCUGGGUGAGUUUAGUGAACCUUUAACAAAGGAAUGAAUUUAAUUUGGUGUAUAGAUCAUGCCUCUACAGUCUCUAUAUGGAGCACUAUAUGGUCAGGAGCACAAACAUGUAUUCCUGACCCUACAGGGUUUAAACCACCAUCUAGCCACCCUGAUCCCCUCAUGCAUCCCCAAAAAUAGUACAAUUUUACUUGUAUUCAAGUCUGGAGCUGCAGGCUUUGUCCCUGUUUCCUGUAGACCUUCCCACAGCCUGCUGACAUCAUCCAAUCACAAUGAUUCCCCGUACGAUUACCUGAGACUUAAAAGAGGCAGAUCGUGGCAGAGCCAGCACAAUUCGAACACAGCCCUGGCCAAUCAGCAUCUCCUCAUAGACAUGAAUUUAAUCAAUGAAUUUCUAUGAGGAAAGUUCAGUGUCUGCAUGCAGAGGGAGGAGACACUGAAUGUUUGUAUGUAUUUUAGGCAGCCAUGACCCAGGAAGGAUCUCUAACAGCCAUCUGAGGAAUGGCCAGUGAAGUUAUCACUAGGCUGUAAUGUAAACACUGCAUUUUCUAUGAAAAGACAGUGUUUACAGCAAAAAGCCUGAAGGUAAUGAUUCUACUCACCAGAACAAAUGCAAUAAGCUGUAGUUGUUCUGGUGACUAUAGUGUCCUUUUAAAGAAUUAAUUACAUUUUGUUUCUGUUAAUGCAACCCUCACAACUCCUCCACGGACUGUGACUCUCAGAGCUGGGGCUCACAUAUCCUGCAUGGUUUUAUUUCAUAUAAGAUCUUACAGCACAAUGUGUUUACCUUAUAAGGUCUUAUCUCAUGCUUUCUUAAAUUUACUUAAAUCACAUAAGGGAGGCUCCUGCAGGCCUCAGCAAGGUAUUCACAGAUCAGGAGCAAGCAGGAGAAAAUAGAUUUGAAAUUAAACACACUCUGCAAUUAGAGAAGCUAAACAAUGUACAGGUGGCCCAUAAAUCCUUACCCAUCCAGCGCUCAGAUACACUGGAUACAUAAGAUAUAUGGAUGGGUAGGGACUCAUGGGCCACCCUGUAGACUCUUUUUCAGGAAACUAUAUAGGUAGGCUGUAUGAGUCUCAGCUAGGAAAGGUUUCGCUAGGGCUUCAUAGACUAAGUGAUUAACUCCUAAAUGGCAGAGGAUUGAGGAGUGAUACUGACGGUGUAUAAUCUAUAUAUCAAAACCACUUUAUUCAUGCUUUGAAUGUCCCUUUAACUAUUCUGCAGGCUUUCAGGUGAUAGUGAAAGAGUAUAAGAUAUAAAAUAUGUAAUUAGAAAUGACAAUAUGAUCUGUAAUUAGUAUUUUAUUAGAGCCCUAACAUUUGCUUGCUGUAAUACUGGCAUAAAUGAAAAAAAUAUGAAAAAUAUGGGUGUUGGGUGUAACUGCAUUGCAAAGAAGACUCUAAAGGAAUUAAGGAAUUAUAUGUAAUUUGGUCAGAUUUUAAUUAGUAAUCUUUUGGCAUUAGUCCUACUUUAUUAUUUAAUACAUAAAAAAUGUGUAAUCUCACUCUUGCGUUACCAUAAAAGCCUUGUGUAAAUACAAAUCUCUCUGUGAGAUGUUUUGCUAAUCUGUUCAUCUUAACGCACAUUAGUCCAACGUAAAAAAACAAAAAACACUUAGAUCAAUGAAAACAUUAAGUCACUUGUAGUGCUUGGCUACAAGCUAGACUUCUUGCACUUAGGGUACAUAAGAAAAGUAUAUCUGCUAUCUGUUGAAUUCAUGUUUUAGAUUUAAAAAAAUAAAAUAAAUAACUGCCCACAUGAUAUGUGAAAACACAGAAGUUGGAUUCUGAACAACUGGUUUAUGCUGCAUGACACAAUUAUAAUGAUGCAUGUUAUGUGUUUAAAGGACCACUAUAGUACCAGGAAAACAAACUUGUUUUCCUGGCACUAUAGGGUCUUUAGGUCCCCCCCAUCCUCAGGGUCCCACUCCCGCCGGGGUCAAGGGGGCUGAAGGGGUUAAACACUUACCUUUCUCCAGCACCGGGCUCCCUCGGCGCUGGGGAACUCUCCUCCUCCCGACGUCAGCGCUGAAUGCGCAUGCACGGCAAGAGCCGCGCGCAUUCAAAUAGUCCAUAGGAAAGCAUUUCCCAAUGCUUUCCUAUGGACAUCCAGUGACUUCUCACUGUGAUUUUCACAGUGGGAAGUGCGGAAGCGCCUCUAGCGGCUGUCAAUGAGACAGCCACUAGAGGCUGGAUUAACCCUAAUGUAAACAUAGCAGUUUCUCUGGAACUGCUAUGUUUACAGCUGCAGGGUUAACACUAGAGGGACCUGGCACCCAGACCACUUCAUUAAGCUGAAGUUGGCUGGGUGCCUAUAGUGGUCCUUUAACCUCUUAACAACUUUGCAUUUCUUUAUCCAUGAACUCAGAGCAUUACCUUUUUCACAAACAUUGCUUUUUUCCUUUAAUUUUAUAUAAUCAACAAUUUAACUUUUAAUAAAAUGUCAUGGAGGUAAAAGCACGUCGGUGACAAGACUUAAAGGAACAUAUAGUGCAGGGCUCGGCAAAUCCCAGGUCACCAUGGCAACUAUGAACUUUGUCCUGGCAUUUAAUAGCCCUUUCCCUCCAAGGCAGUCAGCCAGCUGAGGGAGCCUGUAAACUGGCGGCAAGUGAACUGUAAUCUUCAAGUUCUUCUUGCUCUGCUCCCUCAAGUACCCUGCAGUGAUGCUGGGAGCCAGAAUAUAACAUCACUCCGGCCCCACCAUCAUAAAACUGCACGCAAGUAAACAGAACAAAAAGAGCUUGACGAUUACAGCAGCCACACUGGAUGCUAGGGAAGGGAUCCACUCCAGCUUUCCCAAAGAUAGGGAGGCUGCAUAGACUUAAAUUGAAUUAAAACAACUAGUUUGUGUGUGAGAGAAUUUGUGUCUGUCAAUUAGUGUGUGUCUCUGUCUGUCAGUGAGUGUGUGUGUGUGUGUCUGUCAGUGUGUGUGUGUCUGUCAUUGUCUGUUUAGGUGACCGUCCUCCCUCCUAUUGCACAGGAAAGAUGUUUUUACUUACCUUUUUCCCCAUGCUGUACCGGUCUUGCUGGCCCCACCUCCAUGGCUGAGAUACUCAAGUUUGAUGAUCACACUCAAUCCAACGCUGCUCCUAUCAGCAUCUCCUCGGUGAGAUGCAUUGAGGUAGAGAUGGUGCUUGCAGCAGUAUGAACACUGGCUUUUUUCUGAAACGUGUGUGCAUGUGGGGUGGGGGAGCAGUAGCUUUUUGCAUUUUGGGAUGUCUGGUAUAGCGUUAGGAAUACAAAACAUAUAUUCCUAAUGCUGCAGUGCCCCUGUCUCUAGUUUGAUUCAGGUCCCCCCAGUGUGCAAUAAAAUGAGUAAAAUAAAAUCUUUACUUAUUGCUUUCCAGUGCCUAGUCUCCCUUGGUGCUGCUCAUCUCUCCACCUCUCAGAACGUCACCAAGGAGGUAAGGCCCUUCAGGUGAUGGUCCAAUUCCAAAUGCACACGAGUGUACCAGAUGCACGUGUAUAUGAAAACUUCCCAAUAGGAAAGCAUUGCAUUCAGUGCUUUCCUACAAGCAUCCACGUCAUGUGACCGAGUUUUACUCCGUCAGUGCCUCUAGUGGCUGUCAGUACUAUAGGUCGAUUUAACCAUUCGAUGUAAACAUUGUGGUUUCUAAAAUAAAGGAAAUGCUUUACAUUCCAGGGUUAAAAAGAGAGGGCCACUACACCCAGACCAUGUCAUUGAGAUGACGUAUCUGGGUGACUAACAGCAAGGUGUAAACGUUACUUGAUUAGUUAUGGCUGUGUGAUAUAUCAUGAUAUACAUUUUUCAAUCUGCCCAUGCAGGUAUCCAGGUAUCAGUUGAAUAAGGAUAAUUAUGUGACAUUCACUGUAACUACUUGAGUAGAAUAAAUGUAUACAAGCUCCUGCUGUGGGUCAUCUUAAUGUUAAUCCCCAAAACAUCUGUUUUGAUGGAUUACUGCAAAUUAGCUAAAUUGUGGGUUAUAGCAAAAUCAACCCAUCACUAUAAAAGUCCAACUAGAUUAGGACCAAAAGCAUCACACGUUUUACAGUAAGAAACUUAAUUCUUCUCCUUCAUUCUGAAAGGAAUCUGCCAGCCGAAUGGUAUAUACACUAUACUGGUAUACUAUACUGGUGGCAGAACUAAUGUAAAGAGGGCCUUGGGGCAAGACAUUUUUUGGCCCCCACUCUAGUGCAAAUGUUGCUAAAAGGUAGGUCCUUAUCCCCAAUAUCUACCUUUUCCCCAUCCUUGCAGGAUUGUAUUUGUGAGCAGUGUCUGUGUGUUUGAAUGAAGCAUGUUUUUGUAUGGUGGUGGGAUGUAGAGGUGUUUUUGUAUGUACUGUUACUAUUGGAAAGCAGCGGUGUACUUGAAUGUAAAAUUUGUGUUGGAUUGCAGGAGUGUGUUUGCAUGUUGUGUUGGUGUUUGAUUGCUAGGAUGUAUGCACAUACACAGCUGCAUACAUGCAUACUUACAGAGAUAUACAUACACAAUAGAGGGACACUAUAGACAGCCAGACCACUUCAUCUCAUUGAAGUGGUCUGGGUGCACUGUCCCCUUAACCCUGCAAUCUAAAACAUUGCUGUUUUAGAGAAAGUCAAAUUGUAUUCCUAACACUAUAGUGUUCCUUUACACACACACACACACACACACAGAUAUACACAAAUAAACACACUGACACAUAUACACACAUUCAGAAACACUCUGACAUAUACAUGCACACAUAGAUACACAAACUGAUACAAAUACCCUGACACACACACACACCAACAGAUACACACACUGACACAUACACAUAUCAUGACUCAAUAGGAUAUGCACGCUGACACACAGAUACACACAUACAUAUACCCUGACAUAGAUAUACACACUUUCUGACACACAGAUACACACACUGACACAUAGAUAAACACACAGACACAUACACACAAUCUGACACAUUGAUACACACACGGACACAUACACAAAUCCCAGGGUCCUGCUGCCCCCCUCCUGCCUGUGCCACCACCUCUACCAUAUCCUCUUGCGCAUCACUCUACAAGCUCUCACUUCCUUCAAGCACUGCCUGCCACUAUGAGAGGAGCCCAAUCUGUGCUGUUAAAGAUUUAAAGAGCAAGUCCAGGCUCCUGUUCAGCAAUGUGACCACCUGAUAGGCCCCUCCAGCCCAGUGCUGCCGCAAAUUUUUUUGGUUUGGUGCCCUUCAUCAGGCUUGCCCUUCAACAAUGAUACAAAUAUGUCAGUGAGUGGAUUAUCACAUCCUCCCGUAAUGUCUUAUAUAUGGGGGGAAAUUCAUGUAGUGAACAAAACAAGCUCACAACACAUUUUUGAGACCUAAAGUUUGGUAGAUUUUUCGUGCCUCGUGUGCAGUAACUAGUUUGAUUAGGGAUCCAACAGUCACCCAACUAAGGCAUACCUCUUAAGUGUCUCUAUAUAGGAGGGUCUAAUAUUGGUCCAAAUCCCUCAAUCCUUCUAUGCUAUCAUAAUGUUCCUCGAGUCUUCUCUAUCGAACGUCCCUCUUUUUUAGGAGCUUCAUGUUGUUGGUGUGUCCGAGUGUAUAACAGAGAUCCACCAGAGCUCCACAGCAAUAGCACAAUAAUAGAAACCAGUCCGUUUCAAUAAGAUACAUUGUUUUUGUUCUAAAUUAUAUUUUAGUUCAAUAAAUUGUUAUGAGUCAGUCACCUACAAUUUCUCAGAACAGCCCCAACCCUUCCCUACACACUUACUCACGUCCCUCAAAUGAAAGUGUCCCUCUUUGUCCAUUUGAAAUGUUGAAAGGUAUGCCUAAGAAAUGGAAAACUGUUUAGGAUUUAAGACAUAUUUACAUGUGAUCAAUGAUGUGUGAUCUAUUUGUAAAAAUUUCGAUGAAGGUCAGUGAAUGCUGGGGAAACAACCAGGGGUGUAAAAAAAAUCUACAAAAUCUAUGCAAACAGACAAGGUCACCACAAAACUUAGCAGCAGAGACUGACCCGUCCGACUGGCUGAAAAGUUAUGCAGCUUGCAUCUUGCAUAUUACAUUGCAAGAUUUCAGGAACUUGUUCUCUCUUCUUGUUAAAAGUAUGUGGGGUUUUAUUCUUCUGGUAUUUUUUCUUCUGUAUUUUAUGGCCUCAGUCUGGAAAACAGUACUGUGAUUUACAAAGAGGUUUGAUUUUUCUCAUAACAACUUAAUAUUGACCUUGACUAAAAGUACAUGCCGCUGUACAUAUGCCUUUUAGCAUCAGGCUAAAAAUAACUCUUUAAGUAGAUGAGAGUUGGAUAGAUCUUAUUUACCCGUUUUUAAAUAUCCUUUUAUUAUUUAAGGAAUUUGUGAUCAAUGCAAAAUAUAUAUAUACGUUGGAGGCAUUAUCUUUUUCAGUUAUUAUACAUUGGUUAACUUGUCUAAUUCUAGAUUUAUUUUAACAUGUCAAACACACAAAGGGAUUUCUUAUUUUUAAAAUUAAAGGUGAAUGACAAAUAAUACCGGUAUGACUUCCUUACCGGUACUUUCUGAAUUCCCAAAUAACACUGGGCUGAAUAAUCACGUUUUCUUUUUUCUUAAGAACAAUGCAAAUACCACUGCAUGAUACUGAAGAGAACAUGGUGACUCUCUUUUUGAAUGUGAAUCCAUUUCAAAUCCUCAUCUACUGUUAAUUAUCAGGAAAUAGCUAGGACCAUUUAUCUUCUGAUUAUUUUAUUUUAAUCCUCCAUCCUAUAUCCAUGGAGAAGUUGCCUGCUAUAUCUUUGAACCUUGCACCAAAAAUUGUGAUGUGUAGGAACUGGAGUAUAUUAAAGGGGCUACAAUGGUGAUAGUAGCCCAGUAAUCCUCAUUUUAAGGUUUACUGUAACCAAAAAAUUAAUUUCUUAAAUCCCUGGUUUUGUUUGGAGCAACCCUUUCUGAGGUUGUCAACCCGUUUCCCAAACGGAAAGUAAAUCAAGUGUAAAGCAUAAACUUACCUUGGUUCCAUUCUCCAUUUCUCCUCUAAACCCAAUCCUUCUUGGCUGAUGUCACUCCUCCUCCAUAGAACAGGAGCAGCGCAGAGGGGGUGUGUGACAUCAGUUUGCGUCCCAUUCUGCACAGAAUUGACAUUAGCCAGCCUGGAGCUUUGUUCCUGGCAGGUUAAUGAUUCUGCCGGAAGAAGAGUUAGAUCUCCAGCAGCAAAGAGGAUAAAACACAGUAUUUCAAAGCAAAACACUGCACAUACAGAUUACAGCCACCAUGACCAAAGGGGUUGUAGUCCAUGGAGUAACUCUUUAAGUAUUUAUAUUAACAGUGAGCAGAUAUUGUGGAUUCCUUCCCCUUUACAUGAAAAAACAGGCAAAAUAAUAUCUCUAAUAAGUGCUUCCAAUUUUGCCAGUUUGGAGGAAAUAUAGUAAAUAAUAUGCGUUUAUUUCUAUAGCAUUCAGUGCAUUUCAUUGCUAAUUUUUUUUUUUACAGCAGAAACUGAUUUGCUCUUAAUUGCAUAAGCACAUUCUGGAUAAUUCCCUUAAACCACCAAGGAAUUUCAUUUCGUGUAUAUCUGAAUUCCGCUAUAGGGAAAAUAAAAUGGAGAUGUUCACCGAAUUCUGCAAAUCCAGCGUCUCUUCAUAUUUUUUGAAUAAUCCUUUGUGUGAAGAAAAUAUGUUGAGCCUGAAGCAAUUCUAAACAUAUGAGGAGAUGAGAAAAUAAAAACAUUCCACAAAAAUUAAUUCUACAGUGAGGGGAAAAAAGUAUUUGAUCCAUGCAUUUUUCUGGAUUUUUUGUUGUUGUUGUUGUUGUUAUUCUGUCUCUCAGUGUUAAAAUACAUAGGCCAUUAAAAUUAUAGACUGAUCAUUUCUUUGUCAGUGGGCAAACGUUCAAAAUCAGCAGGGGAUCAAAUACUUUUUUCCCUGUAUGUGAUUUUAUCUCUGAAUUUCCUUCUUGCCAAUUAUAUCCGGAUAUAUCCUUUAGUGUUAUUUAGGGAUUCAAAUACAUAGGUCUCCCAAACCCGCCAAGCAGGAGAGAGCCUCGUUGGUUGGGUGUGAAUACCAUGUUAAUGCACUAGGAUGGAAAGAGUUCACAAAGUUGCAUUAGACAGAAUGGCAAUAUCUGAAUGAGAGAUCUUAUUCUUUCCAGAUUUUUGGGAUUAAUUCUCCAAAUUGUCUGAAACAAUAUUUCAAAGGAGAAAAUCUAUUGUAAAUAGCGUAUAACAUCCUAAAGGUCACUCAAGUUUUAGAGCUCUGUCAAGACCAAAAAAUGAAGUAAUUAACUCCACCUUCACAUGUCACAAAAAUAAUCAUAAUUCUAACGUGGGAAUGUACUCAAGAAACUGCACAUUGUAAAGACUGGACUACAUUUUAGGCCAGAAUAGUACAGAUGAGUCAUUUUUCAGUUUGUCAGAAUAUUGAUACAUCACCCCCCCCCGACCACCCCUCCCCCCACCCCCCCCAUCCAUUGUUUCUGUUUGCCCUGGUGAUUUGCAAAGUGUGUGUCUUGACAACCCAAUUUUUUUCAUUGUUUUCCUGUGGAGCAUCAGAACAAUUUACUGCUUUGUGUCAGAGCACAGUUAAUGCGGUUACUUAAUAAAAUUUUUAGCAUUUCUUUACUGUGAGCUUUGUUAUAGGAUUCAGUAAAUCAAUGUGACUGUAACAGUAUACAGCUAUUGAUAUAUAGUUUUGAUCAAUACUCUCAUGUAAUGAUGGAGUCCAGUUUCCGAUUCAGACUAUUCAUGCAGUGUUUGACAUUUGAUAACAUAUAAUUGCUUUGUGUGUUGCACAGGCUCAGCCAUCCCAUAAUUCUAAGUAACUUGUCUAAACUCAUAACUAAUUGAGAACUGAUUGAAUCGCCAAACUUGAGUGAUAAGCACAUUUUCCAUCAUUAUAUAUACACAGGGGUCUGAAAACUUGUCCAGAGCUCUAACCAAGAUACAGCUCUCUAUAAGAUUCUUCCUUAUUUCACUGCUCGGUCCUUCAAGAGGAAAGAAGUUCAUGCAAUAAACAUGCAUGUUAUUAGUUUCAAAUAAAUCCAAUUUAGAUCCUCCUUUUCUGGUUAACUAUGAUUUGUCUGACACAGUCAGUGCUCCCACAUUAUUACCAUUUAUUGAAGUGCAUCAAAUGUUUCUGCUCAAAGACAAGAUGAUUAUAAAGGAAAUAUCCUAAUUAGCAUUAAAUUCUAUUGUGUAGUAUUCAUAUGAUGCAAGAACAUGGAUCCCUAACAGCAGCUGGGUAGAGAUAGAUUUAUUUUUUUUAAACUGCUACGCUGUAAAUGUGUAUGUGAAUAUGAUGAAUAUGUUUAUAAAAAUAGGUUUACAAAAAAAAUCAUUAAUAGAUUUCUAAUGAAAAAAAGAGAAUUUUUAUUCAACGAAAAUUAACAGUCUCAAAUAAGUUAUUUAUUAAUUUUAUUGUGAUCUUUUAAUAGAUUACUGCCUAGGGAUCGACCGAUAUUGAUUUUCUAGAACUGAUACCGAUAAUCAGUUAACUAUCAGGCCAAUAGACGAUAGCUUACCGAUAUUCUGUACAUUUACCGUUUUGAGAAAAAAAAUAUUUUUUCAAAUCUUUCUUUUAUUAAGUGGUAAAUGCACAAAAUAUACAUGCAAGUCAGAUAUUUUUUAUGUUUUCAAGAAUAUUUAUAUGUGUGUGUGUAGUGAAUGCAGUGAGAGUAUUUGAUUAGUAAAUGCAGUGUGUGUGUGUGCAUGUUUGUGUAGUGGAUGCAAUGUGUUUGUUUGUGUAGUGGAUGCAGUGUGGGUAGUGGAUGCAGUGUGUUUAUGUGUAAAUAUGUGCGGUAGGAACACCCUCCCUCAUUCCCCUUAAUGUUCCUCUCCCUUAUCUUUUAGUGACCCCCCCCCCACCACAGUGUUCCUUUUCCCUUCCCUGUACCUUAGUGCCUUCCCUUAAUGUUCCUCUCUUUCCCCCCCUCCCCUGUACCAUAGUGUUCUCCCCCUCACCCCCAUAGUGUUCUUUACCCCCUAAACUAUAGUGUUCUUCCCUGUCCCAUAGUGUCCCCCCCCCCAUCCCAUAGCAUUUUGUGCUCCCCCACCCCUUGCUGGUCCCAUAGCGUUUUUUUCCUCCCUCCUUCCCCUCUCCCAAAGUGUAACAUCCCGCUUUCUUGUCUCCUGCGGUACAGGAGAUUGAGUCUCCUGUACCCGGCCGGACUGACACACUACACAGAGUGCCUGGCAGGAGGGAGCGCUGCGCACCCACCUCCUGCCGGUCACUCCAAUCUAGCACCCCCCGAGCCGGCGCGCCAUGGGCCAAGGCUGGCAGGGGAGACCCUUUCAUCUCCCCUGCUGGCCCAUGCAGAGCCAGCCUUGCUGUACGACCUCUCAGGCUGGUGAGGAGAUCAAAGAUCUCCCUCUCUGGCCCGCUGGCACUUAGUUCCCCUCACUCACACACUGCCCCCCUCACAAACGCACUACCCCCUAAUACAGGCAUUGCCCCCUCACACACGCACUGCUCCCCUCACACACGCACUGCCCCCUUUACACACGCACAGCAACCCUCACACAUGCACAGCAACCCUCUCACACACACAGCACCUCUCACACUACACACUGCACCCUUCACACACACUUUGCACCUCUAACCUACAUACAGCACCCCUCUCACACACACUGCACCUCUCUCACACACACACACACACACUACACCCUUCACACACAAACACACACAGUACCAUUCACACACACACAUCAUCUCUCAGACACACAUAGAAAAAAAGUAGAAUAGAAAAUAGAAAAAAGGGGGGAAAUUUGACAAAUUUAAGUACAUAUUUAAAAAAAAACUCCUUUCUAAAAAAAAAUUAAUAAUAAUUGCACUUGCGCUAUAAAUUAGCUUGUGUAGCACUGGUCGGCGGUAAGGAAAUUUUACCAUCAACAAAAAUACAAAAGUGGGCUAUAGGUAUUAAAAGGCUAUCCAAACAAAGUCCAUUCUGGUGAUUAUAUUUGUAUUUUCAUAAAGUGACACCGAAGUCACUUAAUUAAGUCGUCUAAGUGCAGUGGCCCUGUCCUUUUAACCCUUCCCAUCCUGACAGCCACUCAAGGUGCUUCCGUUGCACUGACCCAGUAAAACUCGGUUAAGUGAUGCAAAUUGAAUAUACUGUUUUUUUUAAAUGGGGAAGCUUAGAUUUUAUGCACCACAAACCCCAUAAGAGUAGAAUAAAGAAGUUUACCUUACUUUUUACCCCACUCUAUGCUGGUCUCGCUGGUCUCACUGGUCUCACCAUACUGGGGGCCCCUCACACACGUAGCAAUUGCCAAUCAGCAUCUUCACAUAGAGAUACAUUAUACUAAUAUACUAAUGCAUCUUAUGGGAAGUGUUCAGCCUUUAACUCCUUAAGGACACAUGACAUGUGUGACAUGCCAUGAUUCCCUUUUAUUCCAGAAGUUUGGUCCUUAAGGGGUUAAAGGGACACUAUAGUCACCCAGACCACUUCAUCUCAAUGAAGUGGUCUGGGUGCCAGGUCCCUCAGGUUUUAACCCUUCAGAUGCAAACAAAGCAGUUUCAGAGAAACGGCUAUGUUUACAUUUGGGGUUAAUCCAGCCUCUAGUGGCUGUCUUCUGGACAGCCACUAGAGGCACAUCUGCGACGCUGGAGGCACAUUUCGCCUCCAUCACGUAGAGCGUCCAUAGGAAAGCAUUGAGAAAUUCUUUCCUAUGGACACUUUGAAUGCGCGCGUGGCACUUGCAAGUAAAACAAGGAUUAGUUAGAUUAAAAACAAAAGAAGGAAGGGAUGUAGAAGAGGAUAAAGGUCUAGCUGACUGCCUCAAUGAAUAUUUUUGUUCUGUAUUUACAGAUGAAAAUGAAGGAAAGGGACCUCAGUUGAGAAAAAGGAUAAAUGAGUUAUUUAUUACACGUGAGUUUACAGAGGAAGAGGUUCUAUUUCAACUGUCAAAAGUAAAGACAAAUAAGUCAAUGGGACCUGAUGGAAUACACCCAAAGCUAUUAAAAGAGCUUAGUGGUGUACUAGCAAAACCAUUAACAGAUUUAUUUAACCAAUCAUUGUUAACAGGAGUAGUCCCAGAAGAUUGGAAGUUAGCGAAUGUUGUGCCCAUUUACAAGAAAGGUAAUAGGGAGGAGUCGGGCAACUAUAGGCCAGUAAGCCUUACUUCAGUAGUGGGGAAAGUGAUGGAAACCAUGUUAAAGGAUAGGAUUGAUGAACAUCUAAAAACACAUGGAUUUCAAGAUCAGAGAUAACAUGGGUUUACUUCAGGGAGAUCAUGCCAAACUAAUCUUAUUGAUUUUUUUGAUUGGGUAAAUAAAAUUAUAGAUCAGGGUGGUGCAGUAGACAUUGCUUACCUAGAUUUCAGUAAGGCUUUUGACACUGUUGCACAUAGAAGGCUUAUCAAUAAACUGCAAUCUUUAAGUUUGGAUUCAAUAUUGUUGAAUGGGUAAGGCAGUGGCUGAGUGACAGGCAACAGAGGGUUGUAGUUAAUGGAAUAUAUUCGAAGCUUGGACUUGUCACCAGUGGGGUACCUCAGGGAUCUGUACUUGGACCCAUUCUCUUUAAUAUUUUUAUUAAUGAUAUUGCAGAAGGUCUUGAUGGUAAGGUAUGUCUUUUUGCUGAUGAUACUAAGAUAUGUAACAGGGUUGAUGUUCCAGGAGGGAUAAGCCAAAUGGCAAAUGAUUUAGGUAAACUAGAAAAAUGGUCAGAAUUGUGGCAACUGACAUUUAAUGUGGAUAAGUGCAAGAUAAUGCAUCUUGGAUGUAAAAACCCAAGGGCAGAGUACAGAAUAUUUGAUAGAGUCCUAACCUCAACAUAUGAGGAAAGGGAUUUAGGGGUGAUUAUUUCUGAUGACUUAAAGGUAGGCAGACAAUGUAAUAGAGCAGCAGGAAAUGCUAGCAGAAUGCUUGGUUGUAUAGGGAGAGGUAUUAGCAGUAGAAAGAGGGAAGUGCUCAUGCCAUUGUACAGAACACUGGUGAGACCUCACUUGGAGUAUUGUACACAGUACUGGAGACCGUAUCUUCAGAAGGAUAUUGAUACCUUAGAGAGGGUUCAGAGAAGGGCUACUAAACUGGUUCAUGGAUUGCGGGAUAAAACUUACCAGGAAAGGUUAAAGGAUCUUAACAUGUAUAGCUUGGAGGAAAGACGAGACAGGGGGGAUAUGAUAGAAACAUUUAAAUAUAUAAAGGGAAUCAACACAGUAAAGGAGGAGACUAUAUUUAAAAGAAGAAAAACUACCACAACAAGAGGACAUAGUCUUAAAUUAGAAGGACAAAGGUUUAAAAAUAAUAUCAGGAAGUAUUACUUUACUGAGAGGGUAGUGGAUGCAUGGAAUAGCCUUCCAGCUGAAGUGGUAGAGGUUAACACAGUAAAGGAGUUUAAGCAUGCGUGGGAUAGGCAUAAGGCUAUCCUAACUAUAAGACAAGGCUAGGGACUAAUGAAAGUAUUUAGAAAAUUGGGCAGACUAGAUGGGCCGAAUGGUUCUUAUCUGCCGUCACAUUGUAUGUUUCUAUGCGCAUUCGGCUCCGCUGACGUCGGACGGGGGAGCUGACGUCGGCGGGGAGGAGAGGUCACCAGCGCCGAGGGAGCCCGGUGCUGGAUUAAGGUAAGCUGCUGAAGGAGUUUAACCCCUCCAGCGCUACGGGUGGGGGCACCCUCAUGGCACUAUAGUGUCAGGAAAACUGCUUUGUUUUCCUGACACUAUAGUGAUCCUUUAAUGCAGAGGGUUAUGACCUCAAACUUUAGUUCUACAAAUAUUGCAGUGACAUCAUAGAAAGCACUAGUGGCUGUCAAAGUGACAGCUACAAGAUGCAUUCUUGGGAACAAUGAUACAAAUCACAGAUUGCAGAGACAGUCUCCUUCUAUCAAAACCACUACAUUAAGCUGUAUUGGUUCUGCAACAAUUUCUGAAAAUCAUUGUUCGCCAUGGCUGUCAGGAAGCCCAAAGCUAUUUAAUCAAGGUUAUGUGUGUCAGUGUUGUCUCUCUUGGGCAUACAGUGUGCGCAUGUCGAGCACACAAUAGGGAAACCUCUAUCCCCUCUGGGAAGAGAAUAAAGCUACAGACUGUGAAUGCACAUCCACAGGUUUCCAAAUAGGAAAACACAGCCCUGUACACUAAACAGUGCACCCAGCAGUGUACAACCUGCAACUGCAGAAUGGCUGUGUCUAUGAUAUUUAGAACUGCUCUUUGUGGAUAAACUACUUAUCCUGCUGGACAAGGGAUUAUGGGAUAAGAUUAGUGCCCAAUCCCCACAAACCAAUGAGAGGUUCCUGAUUGGAGGAUCUCAUCCUGGUGUAGAACAGUCUAGCAGAAAUUGCAGAAAGACCCACUAAGCAGUGCACCCAGGCACACCAUAAAUGGUAGGUAAAAAUUAUUAUUUUUUAUUGAACGUUUGGCAAUAUUUUUUUAAUGCACUGUCAUUAAGAAAAUAUAUAUGGUAAUUAUUUUAUGCAGAGUGAUAAUUUAAGGAUCAGUGUUUACUGUGCCACUAUAACAAUCUAUUAUGUUAGGAUCCUAUUCCAAAAUUAAAUAAUUCACUCAGUUAAGGACUACAGGGCUCUAUAGAGCCACCAACACUAGAGAAACGGGACAUGUUACAUAGGUAUUCCUAAAUAUGUAUUCAUGAUGGUGAAGUGUAUAAUAUGGUCCUUAAAAGACCACCACAGGCACCCAUUCCAGUUCUGAUUUUAUUCCUUUCAAUGAUGGAAGGUAUUUGAAUCAUACUGAUUCCCUCACACUACAACUGCCACUUCUGAAGUCUGGUCAAGUUGCAGAGCUGUUACUUCCUUGUUGCCAGGCAACUGGUUUUCAGUGUAAACAUCACAAUGGCAUCAGUGAGGUUCCAGGGACAGACUGAUAGUCUGCUGUAUGCUAUCAGACCGCAUAAGUCAUUAGCACAUGAGCAUUAUCCCGAUAGUCUUCAUCGAUUAUUCAGACCUUUGUCAUCCUGACUGAUCAUUAGUGGAUGGGAUGGCACAUCAGCAUACUGUGUAAUAGUAGAUUUUAUUAAAAAUGUAAUUUUAUUUUAAAUGAUGUUGGUAAAUGUUACUGAUAGGACCCAUGACACUUGGCUGUCCAUUAUUUGAUAUACAGUUUCUAGUAGCAGUGAUUGACUACAACAGGUGUAAUGUACUUGCAUUUCAGAUUUCCCAAGGAUCACAUAAUAUAACCAUUUGAGUAAACAUAAAUAUGUGACCAUUUGCAUUCUGACUUGCAAAAUUUAGGCUAAAACAACUGAACUGUUUUUUUUUUAAUAUAGACUUUACUUUGGGGGGUGAGGUGGAGGACUUUUGGGAGUGAGUAGCAUUGCAUUAUAACACGGUCAUCCGGUAAAGUCAGUGAAUUCAAAAUGAAUUUUAUAUUUAAGGCCAAAGUAUCUGAACUUGAGCUCACAUGACUUGGAGAAUUAUUGCAGUUCUGCUAUUUUUGCCUUGAAUCCGAAAUUCAGUUUGAAUUCUCUUUGAAUUCCUGAUAAUUCUCAGUUUAGUGAAUAACCCUGGAAGACUUAAAAUUGAUGUAAAUCCUUGAUGUCCUUUGUGGGUUUUUUAGGCAGUAAUUCCUAUAAAAAAUACUAUUUGUGUUUCCUCAUGGUUGAAUGUCUAAACAUGGCAGUCCUAUGAAACUAGUCACAUAGAUAUGAGAGGAACAUUUGGGGACUCUGGGGGCUGAUGGAACUGAUUUUACAUUAUGUAUUGAGUAGGCUGCUACAAACAAAUUUGCUAUACUUCAUUUAACUCAUUAUUGUCAGUGGAAGCAAAUGACAUAUCCUUUCAACCAGUAAUACAAUAAACAGUGUGAUGCUUAGACUUUAUUAACCCAUGAAUGUCUAAACUAGUAUUACUGACAGGUGAAUGUUUGAUUUAAAGCAUUAAUCAUCUAUGCAGUAAGAUUUACCCACCUGUAUUGUAAGGACUAGAGCAGUAAUUCUCUAACAUUUCUUAUAUUGGGAACUUGUGGAUGGGAUCUGUCCCCUGUUUAUGCUUUAAUAACUUGCCUGACAAUGUCACUUAGCGCCUCUUUCAGCGUCACCCCCUCGUGUGUAUGCUGUGGCAUCAGACAAUAUAGGUGCUAUCUAGUGACUCCAAGUUUAUCAAGGGAACAAUAUUUAUUGUGUUUGUGUGUUUUUUCGCUAAUGGUAUAUGUAGAUUAACAGGUUCAGUAACCUCAGAACUUAACCUAAAACACAAAUGGCAAAAUGCUGGCAUAAAUAGCUGGCCUGGAAGAAUUGUUACUUGGCUAUUUUUGCCAUUUGUAUUUUAAGGCCCUAACAUUUAGUGUACUGAACAAACCCCUUUGGUGUAUAGCCGUGUUGUAGUGUACUGUAAAAGUCCACAAAUGAUUAUAUAUUUUUUUCCAUUUAAAGAUUUUUAUUGGUUUUCAUCUUGGCAAUGCCAUAAACACAAACAUGACUUGGGGGAGGGGAGGGGGUACAGAACGAAAGCGGGGGGGGGAAGAGGGGGUCCAUACCAAGUUUUUUACAUCAAUGUUUACAUUCACAAUUUUUGAGAUCUCCGGGUGUGUCGUUUUCCUACAUACAUUUUCUAAGUUCUAAGUUCGUACGUCUGACCACUUCUACAUUUGUCCCUAACAUGGGGUAUUGUUGCUCGCUUGUCUAUCAUUAUCUGGCGAUCGACCCUGGGAGUCGAGUACGUCUAGUAGUUUAGCCGUCGGGUGUGUCUCCUGUUUCCCUCAUUUCCCACAGCCUCCAUGCUUCAACUGCUGUGUCUGUCAAGGGAAGGACCCCUCGGUAGCAGGUUUCAUAUAGGUGUUGUGUAUCAAUGUCCCUGCAGACCUCUGCCACCAGUGGUGGUCGUUGGGAUUUCCACAACCUAGCUAUUGCCCUCUGAGCUGUCAAGAGGAUGUGGAAGGCUAAUUUCUGUAUCCCUUUAGGUAUAUUGCUUGGCAUGUGUAGUAAGAGACUUGUUAUGGGUGUGGAGGGGAGUUUGGUGCCUGUUGCGGCUCGAAUCAGGCAGUGUAUGUUGCGCCAGAAGCUGGUGACUAGUUCACAUUGCCAAAUGAUUAUAUUUUGCCUUGUAUCUGCAGACAAGUCAGUUUUAUUUUCUUGGGCUGUUUUCACCUACCAUUGCUAAUAAAUAAGAUUCCUUUUCGGCUGCAUAAUUUGCUCUGUCCAAGAAAGAGGGACUUUCAACCUCACAUGAACUCCUGUGCUGAGCAAAUACUCUUCAAAGAAAGGCAGUAAAAUGAAAAGGCUUCCCAGCAACAGUGACAUUUCCAGAUAAUCUAUUGCGGUUUACGCAUUAUAUUUUGGGGGAAAGUAAAACACAGUGAAACACUUCAUUUGUUUUUCUUUUCUUAGUACAGUACAAACUUUCUAUUAUGUGAUCAAGACACCAAACGCCAAACAAAGGUCUUGCCAAACAAUGCUAAAAGCCUUUAGCCACUGCGAAUAUUAACAAGUAAUCUGUAAAAAAAAUCUCACUUUCCGCUCCUAUAAAAAUAUUGUCUGUUUUUACAGUCACACAGUCUCCCUUGAUCAUCCACAAAAUAAAAGGAUUUAUUCACUAAACAGUGACUUGUAAUGAGCUGAAACCCAAAUUGCAAAAUGUAGGUGAAACUAGAUGAUUUACAACACAGCAGUUAUGCUGUUUUAGCUUCAAUUUCCCAAUUUUGCACUUCACUACCUUUUGCAACUGUAGUGGGAUAAACCUUUUACUACAAUGUGAUUCAUAAUAAACAGGGGCAUGGCUUAAUGAAUAAAGAUAAGGUUUGAUUAAUUGCAAGGAUGUGAUUUAUUGUUAUCAGUGUACAUUGGAAGCUCACUCAAAAAAACUAUAAUAUGGAUAAUGUUUAUUGCCUAUAAUCUGAUUCACAAUGCUGGGAAGAUACUUUGACAAAAUAAACUCAAAAAGGAACAGCCAGAUCAGAUUAAAAACACACACAAAAAAUCACAUAGUAUAGAAUGUCACUACAACCAAGUUAACAUGAAAUACUGUAAGCACUCACAAACAGAUGUUGCAACGGUGCCUAUAUCCUAUAAAGCUAUCACAAUCUUCACUCCGUAUGUAGGAAGAACAGAAGAAAACAAGUGGUAUCUAUAAAACAACAUACACCCAACUAAUUAAUAAUAUCCACACUUACAUUCCGUAAUUAAAUGUACUCACAGGUACAUGUAAAUAAAGCAGCUUCAAAGUAUAGUUAAGCCACCACCUGAAAAUUUCCAAAAUAGCACUAUGUCUCCUUUACAUAUGGAUAGACUGGUUACAAUUGUGAAAAAAAGGGAUCAAUAAAAGCCUAAAUAAAACCAUUUAACCCUACACAUUUCUCCCUUAAACUGAAUGUAUUUUCUCAGGGGUAAAAACAAAAAAUCAAAAAACAUCAAACCAGAUACCUGCGCUUCCCAUUCUUAAAUACCCAUGUCCACAAACAAGAGCAUCUUUGGCAUCCUCCUACUGGCAUUUCCUUCACUACAUGGGAUCCAGCCCACUGUUCUGUUUUUCUUAAUAUGUAACCCGCUAUGUGUUCACAUUAAACAUGACUAACACAUCUCUGAUAAACAUCAGCGUCCUAUCAGCAUCGAUAUCGUCUUCAUCUUUAUUUUCAGAGGGCUGUAUUUACUGCGAGGCAAACAAGGCAUUUGCCUUGUGAGGCACUUUCCAGAGGUACCAAAAACGCUGCCAGCUAAUGCCUUGUUUGCCUUGUUUUAUGGGGGCCCAAGAGCUGGCAGGCAGCCAGUUGUUUCCCGGGCGGGCGGCAAAGGAGCACUUUCCCCUGAGCUCUCUUGCUCAGCUCCCUCGCGCGACCUGCAGUGAUGCAAUAUGACGUCAGUCUGGAUCCCGGCAUCACUCUGCGGCACGCAAGGGAGCUGAGCUGGGAGAUCACAGCUCCCUCGUUUACUAAAUAAACUGACCGAAAUAGUCCCAUAGACUGGCUUAUUAUGGCAGUAUUGGUCACUGAACAAACAGAAUAAAAAAAAAAAAACACAAAAAAAACAUCAACAGUAUAUUCCACUCUUCCAGAAGGCUCCUAUGAAGAUAUAAAAUCAUCCACUUGACACAGCCGAAGAUAAUACCAGGUGUUAAAAACAGCUACUGAACAUGUGGAUGUAAAAUAUAAGAACCCCAAAUUAAACAACAUUGCAAUCAUAGGUUAAAAUGUAUUCAUAAAUGAAAACGUACAUUCAUAAGAGGCUUAUUACGUGUAAAGAGGAUUAGAGGAGCCUAAAAGGCAUGCAGAUGGAAUCAGAGAAGUAAUUGUUCAUUUUCCCUGUGUAUUCUCACGUUUAUGGUAUUUUUUCCUAGCCUUCCAUUAUUGCAUGAUGACAGAUAAAAGAUUUUUCUUGAAAUGUACUUUCAUUCCAUGUGCCCUUGACCACGUGUGACAUUAAUACACAGCUGUCUUACAGUAGCAAUAUAGCCUUGGAGAAAACAUUAGGAGUGGUACUGUAUAACCCUUAAAUCCCUGUAUACAGGUUAUGUACUGUGUUCCCAAUUAAAGCAAUGGGAAGACCAGGAAUGGCUGAUAGACUCCUCCAUUUCCUUUAAAGAGGACCUCAGCAGAGUAAGAGGCAAUUCUAGGGGUUUCUUGCAGAUAAGGACAUUGUAGAUGUAUGUGUCUGUUGUGCUUUGGUUAGAGCAGCGGUUCCCAAACUGUGUGCCGUGGCGCCCUGGUGAACCGGGACGUGCACACAGGGGUGCCGCGGAAUGUCAUAGCAACGGGAAAGCAUUAUUGCUCAACAGGGGCCCAGUCGGGUGCCACGGUCCUUUAAGACCUCGAACGGGUCCCUGUAAUGUCGGCUGGCUGGGAGGAAGUGACAGCCCGUCACUUCCUCCCAGCAUCCUGCAGGGAGACAGCGUGGGAGGAGGCAGCUGCAGCAUGAGGGGAGAGGAGAAGGAAGAGCUCCCUCACUUCCACCAGCAGCAAGGUUCCAAGCCACCCUCCUGGCACAUAAGGUAAGCUAACAGGAGGGUGGCUGGAGAUAUUUAAAAAAAAUCAUGUGUGUGUGUGUGUAUGUGUGGGUGUGAGUAUGAGUGUGAGGGUGAGUGUGGUGGUGUGUGUGUGAGUAUGAGGGGUGUGAGUAUGGGUGUGUGUGUGUGUGUGUGUCAGGGUGUGCAUCUGUGUGUGUAUAUAUCAGUGUGCUUCUGUGUCUGUGUGUGCGCACACAUCUGUGUAUGUGCAUAUGUGUGUGUGUGUUUUUAUGUCAAUGUGUGUAUCUGUGUCAUGGUGUGGGCAUGUAUCAAUGUUUGUGUGUAUCAUGGUGCAUGAGUGUAUAUGUCGGUGUGUGUAUGUGUUGGUGUGUAUCUAUAUGUGUGUAUGUGUCUGUGUCUAUAUGAAUUUGUGUGUAUGUGUCGGUGUAUUUAUUUGCAUCUGUGUGUUAAUGUGCAUGAAUAUCUGUGUAAGUAUGUAUGUAUGUAUGUAUGUGCAAACAUCCAAGCAGUCAAACACCAGCACAACAUACAAGCACAUUCCUGCAAUCUAACACAAAUAUUACAUACAAACACACACCUGCAUUCAAACUCAAAAGAAAUAUACAAACACACCCCUUCAUUCAAACACAAAUACUUAACUCAAAUGUGCAUCCACAUUUAAAAAUGAACAUUACAUUCAGACACACCCCUGCAAUCAAACGCAAACAUUACAUACAAACACACCUCUGUAUUAAAACACAAUCUCUGUAUACAAGCACCCGUUCAAACACCAACACUGUACAUUACACUAUAGCGCCAGUAAAUGUUGCAGUGCUGUACAGAUAUACAACCUAGAAAUUUUGACUUGGGGUGCCUUGAAAAAAUACUGAAAUAUUAAGGGCACCUUGAACCUAAAAAGUUUGGGAACCACUGGGCUAGAGGGUUUUUCCAAGCACCAUCUCCAAUUCAGUAUUUUCAGGAUGUAGUUCAGCUUUCAUUGUAUUAGACUCUGUGCGUAGCAGGACCCUGGUAAGAGGCAAACCACUGCAAAACAGUUUGCCUCAUUCACAGGGUAUGGAACUAGGUUACCCCUAGCAUCAUAACCACUACAGCGCACUAUGUUACAAAGCACAUCAUGCCAAACUGGUUCCAAGAGGAUGGCAAGGAAUUUAUUGUAAUCCUAUGGUCUCCACCGUCACCAGAUCUCAAUCUAAUAAAGCAACUUUAGGAUGUAGUGUAACAGGCGAUUUGCCUCAAGAAUGUAUAGCAACUGCAUGAUGUUAUAAUUUCAAAAUGGCCGGGAAUCUCUAAGGAAUGUUUCUGGCGUCUUUCUGAAUUCAAGCCAUGUAGUAUUUGUGCCAUUGAGGGGAAAAUGGGGUCCUACCCAGUAAUAGCAAAGUGUAGAUAAUAAAAUGGCCAAAUAAGCUUGAAGGACCACCUUAUCUAAGUAUUGUUUUGGAGAGGUGGAGGUUGACUGAGGCUGUGUCUACGUGUUCCUGAGUUGUAAUUCUGGCUCAGCUUGUAUUUUACCAAAUUACUACUGGUAUGGCGUUCCUAAAAUCUGAUCUGUAAUGUGGAGUACAUUGUAAGACUCCAAUGGAAUUGGUCUGUUUUGCUCUGUAUGUAUAAACAAACCCUAUCUCAAACCUUCUUCGCACUUAACACUCUUUAAAGAAAAUAAAGAUCUAGCAGUUAAUCAUUGGUAGAUUUACAGAGAGCGUUACAUAAUUAUACAUACUGUUGUAUACUAUAGUAUACUAAUUACAAGGUCCAAUUCAAGAUGGCCUACGAGUUUACAAUCUAAAGAUCAUGGUAAUCCCAGCAUUUAUCUCUGCCUCCAUUUGUAUAAGUUCAUUAUUCGUUUUUCUCUCUUGUAUGGCAUUAUUUUAGCACUGGAGCAUGUUUUGCUUUGACUUCAUCUUACACUUGACAUUGGUUUUACAAUAACCGUUCCAGGUCAGGAAGCAGAGUGAUUAUGUUUGAUCCUUGUUUAUUGAUUAAUUCUGUAACAAAAGGAGUUUGUAAAAUUUUAACUGCCCAUGUAGUUGUUGUCUGGCAUGUACACAGCAAGUUUGCUUAGGCAAUGUGCCAACACUGGCUAAAACACAGGCACCCUGUACAUGUAUCUGAAUACUGUGUGUAUAAAUUAGAUUCUCUGACACUUCAUACAUCACUUGAAAGAAGCCAAAACAUUUAAGUAAAAGUUACAUUAUUGUAUGUAGUUUGUAAAGUGCCAGCUUUAAUAAUGCAAUUAGAAGUAAGAUGCAAAUGUUUGUAAGUAACCCUCCUUAGCACAGCGUCCCACCUAUUGUUUGCCGCUUGAGAAUGACAUCAUUUUGUGUGAAAUAUCUUAUAUAAUGUCAUGUAUUAUUAAGUUUUAGAUCUCAGCCUAUUCAGUCAUAAUAGUGCUAAAAUGGUUUUAAAGGCAGCCUGAUUCAAAUGAUUAACAUAUUAGGGUAAAAGCAGAUAACUGGAAUAUAUGCAUUGCAUAUACUGCACUGCCCAAAUUCAAAUUAAAUAAAAAUCACUUCUUAGUAGAUAUACCCCAAAUGAGAACUUGCAUGCAUUUAAUUAUGCAUUUUUUUCAUUGGGGUUCUAUCUAAAAACAGCUGGUAAAACCUGCAGAUUUCUUGUCUGCAACCUUUACAAGCCCUCCUCUACUAAUCCCACCCAGACUUUCUGUGGCUGUCCAAUCACAGACGGCGUAAUGCAGCUCAAUGAGAAGUCUUUGCAAGGCAGGUGUUCUGGGCAGUUGCUACCUCCUGAAUUUAGCUCCACUGAGCUAUAUAACUAGGAAGUAAUAGAACCAGUUGUCUGAUUGACAGGCAGGGGGCAUAACCAGGUUAAUUUAUAAAAGUGUAAAUUUCUAUUGAAAUCUGCACUUUUUUUUAAAUGAACAAAGAGGACACUCUCUUCACACAUAAAGCUUUUCAGCAAAUUAAAGUGCUUUAGAGGUCUGGAGUGUCCCUUUAAAUGUCAUAAAUGUUUAGCAUUUUAAAUAUAAAAUUGCACUUAUUAUAGCCUUUUUGUAAUACAUAACAUAAUUAGUAAAUACCCUUUUUCUUUGCAUUUCAUGGCACAUGCCUGGUCUAGAGAGGCAGCCAUCUUUAUACAAAUUACCAUGAGUUGAUGCACAUUCACAAUUCCUGGUGACAUGAACUAGCAUAGGGCAUCUUAAAUCAGGGCUCGACAAAUCCCAGGCACCAGGGCAAAAUGUAUAAUUGCUAUGGCGACCUGGCGCCUGGGAUUUAAAGCCUGUUACCUAAAGGCAGGAUGGGGGAACAAUGGAGCCAGCCGGUCGCCCUGAGGAUCAUAGGCGGCUGGCUCAGGGAGCGUGCAGGCAGCCGCCCGUAGGAGCAUGGAGGCGGCCACCAGGGGAGCAUCGCUGUGGCCGGCUGGGGCAGCAUGUGAGGGAGCAGUGAUCUUCAAGUGGCUCCCCUCUGCUCCCUCGCGCUGUAUGGUGAUGCCCGGAGCCAGAAUAUGACAUCAUUCCCCAGCAUCACUACAGGGAGCAGAGAGGAGCCGCUUGAAGAUCACUGCUCCCUCACACGCUGGAUGAGCGAGCAGCCUUACUGGACCCCAGAGAAAGUCCACUCAGCUCUCCCAAAGGUAGGGAGGCUGGGUGGAUUCAAAUUAAAAUGGAAAAUGUCUGUGUGUGUGUAGGUAUGUUUGUGUGUGUGUCUCUCUCUCUGUCAGUAUGUGUGUGUCUCUCUGUCAGUGUGUGUGUGUGUGUCUCUCUGUCAGUGUGUGUGUGUGUGUCUCCCUGUCUGUGUGUCCCUGUCAGUGUGUGUGCCUCUCCCUGUCAGUGUGUGUGUGUGUGCCUCUCCCUGUCAGUGUGAGUGUGUGUGCGUCUCUCCCUGUCAGUGUGUGUGCGUGUGUCAGUGUGCAUGCGUGUGCAUCAGAGAGAGUGUCUUCUUGUGUCUGGUUAGGUACCUGCACCCCUACAAUCACUAGAGAGGUGUUUUUACUUACCUUCUUUCCCACGCCAUAACAGUUUGCAGCUGCUUGCCCAUGGGUGAGAUAAUCAGUCUUUAAGAUCUCUGCUAUACCAAUGCUUUCCUAUAGAAAAACAUUGAGAGGAUAUUUUUUUAAAGGCAGUGAUUACAUUAAAAAAGCUACAGGGACAGGCUACAGGCACCAGAACAACUACAUUAAGCUGUAGUGGUCCUGGUGACUACAGUGUCCCUUUAAGAAUGGUAUAUUUCUCGUAAAUUAGACUUCCCUAGUUUAAAAAAAAAAAACUGGCUCCUAACUAUUUUUAGCUGGCUCCUAGAUUCCAAACAAAUGUGUCAAGAUCUAUCUUAAAUUGUACUCUGAGGUGGUUUCAGACAUUUAAAUUGCACAUCAUCUUCAGUUAGGUAAGUGUUACUUUCAACUAACAUGACUUAAAGGAACAUUUCAAGCACCAUAAUCACUGCUGCCCUGUAGACACAUCCUGCAUGGCCCUACUUGGCACUGUAGAGCUAACCAGGGCUUUUUAAAACCACUCCUGUGGGCUAUAGUGCUUGGAGUGUUCCUUUAAAGAUGGACACCCUCACAUAGAAAAAAUAAUCCAGAGAAUGCAUUGAUGAAAGGCAAUUAUUUAUAAAUAUAGAUUACAAAGUAAUGCACUAUAUUAUAUGUAAUCUACUAUUUUAAUAAUGAACAUUUUCCUUUAACAUGUUGACAUGUUUCCAGCUUUAAAUCCAAGAAUUGUAGACCUGUUACUCGAUAAAUUGCAUAGAUCACUAUUAUUCAGGUGUACCUCUCAUGGUAUAUACACAAUUUUAUAUAAAAUUAAAGUUGAUUAAAUUUGAUCUAUGUAUUGAGUAGAGGAAGAUCUCGCAGAUCUUGCAACCCUCAGUGUGUGAUUGUAGGCAUCUCCUUUUCCUAUGGAGGAUAAGUGAAUGUACUGAGAUUAGUAUGUGUAUUAGUACUAAUUAAGGAAUCGUGAUUUAAACAAUUCAGGAACAGGGUCUUUACAUUCAUUGCUUCAUGCUAUUGAUUCCUAAAUUAUGGUUAUUGCUGUGCAUUGAUAUUGUUUACUUUCUCCCUAUAUAUCUUUGAAAUUAAUUUAUGUUAGGCAGCAACGGAUAAAACUCAGCUAGUAUCCGUCAUGAUGGACACUAUAAAUAGCCAGGUGCGCAGGAUACAGGUAUAGGUACUUGUGCCCACUCAGUGAAUUGGCAUGGUAGCAAGAAUGAUAAACUUAUUGUUAUUUGGUAUAGCGAUAUGAGCUGGUUCUUGCACGACCCUGUCUUUGGGCACAGUAUGUCCAGAGUAAAAAUGUGUUAUGAAUACACAGCCCCUUUCUUUAAAACAUUUGUCAUCCAACAAUUAAAUCUCUAUAAUUACUCAAAGAAAAACGUACCAUCAUAUUUAGAAUCUAAUUAGAGCGGAUCAGUCAAUUUUUUUUUUUUACAUGGGCAUGUCUGAAAUCCUACCCUACCCCUUAGGUGGCCCAUCUUUUUGCUGACCCCUCCUCCCAGCCCACCUGAAAUUAUGCUUAUAUUUCAAGUAGUGACUAAUUUUCCUAAUGCAUAUCCUUGAGGUUGACUAAGGGUGGAACUUUAGCAAGCUCCAUGGCCUUUACAAAUGUUAUCAUUGGCCCUCCUAUGCCAUACUCACAUCCCUCAUUGCAUUGUGUCCUGUUUGAACUGGGCAUGCAAGGGAUUUGAUGCGUACGCCCAUGUAUGGGUAAAGGAUACUAGUUCCGGGCGCUGCCAUCUGAGAACAUUGACUUGAUGCAGCCUAGAAAAAAAGACCCAGAGGGAUAAGUAAUCCAUCAAUAAUGGUGAGGAAUGCAGUUCACAGUGUCCAAAAAAUGUUUGUGGGGCAUCAGGUGGUACAGAUGCACAGAUUUCUUGGAGUGGAUCCACAUUGUGACAGGUCUGCUUUAAAGGAUGAAAGGGAGAUAUUACAAUGCAAAGAUCAGGUCCGGUGCUGUAAACUUUAUAUAGUCAUACUAGAUGAAACAUGCAAAGUUAAAUGUAGUCUGGAACUCACGCCAUGGUACAUCAUACAUGUCAUUAUUUUAGCCACGCUCUCCCUAUGUUAUCCUAUCUUUUUGUGGUGGCACAAUGUCACUUUUCUACCUGUUUAUUUUCAAUUGGAUUGGAUUUAAAAUAAAAAUAUUAAAGGAUCACUAUGGGAUCAGGAACUCAAACAUGUAUUCCUGACCAUAUAGUGCUAAACCCACCAUUUAGGUGGCUAUAAAAGUUUAAAACUCACCUUAUUAACAGCGCCGCGUGGGUUUGCCGGCGCUGUCUCUGCCCCCUUUGUGACAUCAUCAAAAUGGCCGAUUUUUAGCCAAUCCAAUGCUUUCCAUUAGCUAAAAUCAGCACUGGGGUGGGGCCAAAUGACAUUUUGGCCAAUCAGGACCUCCUCAUAGAGAUGCAAUGAAUCAAUGCAUCUCUAUGAGGAAAAUUCAGCGUCUCCAUGCAAAGCGUGGGGACACUGAACGGCAGGGCUGCUUACUGCGCAGCACUGAGCCAGGAAGCCCCUCCAGUGGCAAUCUGAAGAGUGGCCACUUGGAGGUAUCCCUAGGGGCAAUGUAAACACUGCAUUGUUUUUGAAACGGCAGUGUUUGCAUGAAAAUGCCUGAAGGCAAUGAUUAUACUCACCAGAAUAACUACAUUAAGCUGUAGUUGUUCUGGUGACUAUGGUGUCCCAUUAAUAAGCAGAUGUUACUGUCUAUCAAUUUUUGAGUAUUGACUUUAUUGUAGAAUCCUUGAUACAAAGUUCAUGUUUCGUGUGUUGUACUUUCAAACUAUUUAAUAAAAUGUUAGUCAAGAAACAAAACAGCACUGUAGCAUGAAACACAGAGCGGGACUGUCAGUCACAUCUUCAUCAUAGAAGACUGGACGCUGCUUUCUCUUCCGUAAAAUUCCUUAAUGGCUUCUUUCUGUUACAUGGUUAUCCUCGCUCAGGUUAAUUCUAAGGCUGCAUAUGUCACCCCUCCCCCCAAUGCCGCAUACUCACGUGGUUAACUAGUGUCAUAAACUACAGAAUUGUACAAUUAACAUAAGUAAUGACUGCAUAUAUUUUGCCUCAUGCUGACACCACUGUGUAUAAUAAUUGCAACAAUAAUUGCCUAGUCAUAUUGUCAGAGCGUAAGACAGCCUCACAUUGUGAGAUAUCUGUACACUCAUGGGCCAGAGCUAUUGUAUCUUGUUCAGUCAUCUGCAUGGCAUGCUGGUUUUAACGUGGUUAUUAUUAAUUACUGUCAAUCAAAUUACUGCAACGGACAUGUUUAUCUAAUUUAUAAACUAUUGCCUUAUGAAGAUAUAGACAGCUAUUGAUGGAACACGAUUAAAGAAUAACACGUUAUGAAAAUGCCGUGGAAACAAAAAGUUGGCAUAGUUCUAUUGGGGAAGCAAUCACAGUGAAAUCCGUUGAAUCAGAGGAAAUUUUGCUUUUGUUUCCAUAGUGACUGCUGCUUUUAGAAAUGUUCGCUACCUGUUCAUUAUCAAAUCACAUAAAUCUCUCUUACAGUAUCCUUGUAAUAAGAGACUCAAACUAAACAGCAGUUACCUGUUGCCUUCCCACCACAAACUAAAUCUACACAUUUGUCCUGUUGGUUAGCAUAUCUAUCAAGCAUAGGUUUUCACGUCAUGGUCCUCAAAGAAAUGCACAUUAUUUCAGUGAAUUACACUGCAAAUAUAAAAAAAAUUCUUGCCAGUCUUUCCACCUCACAUGUUUCUGGGUCCAAAAAUAGACAUGUGCAUAGUGAAAAAAUAUGGUUCAUUACAAUCAAUUAAUCAGAAAAGAACAUUUUUUGUUUUGGUCAAUUUAAUUCAGUUAAAUUUUGUCCAGCUGAUCUUUUUGGGUAAAAACGCAUCAGACAACCAAAAUGGCAUCAAAAUUAUCAAAUUAAUAUCCUUUUUUUUUCUGAUAGUGAAGGCUUGCAUUUAUUGAUAUAGUAUUCAUAUCUUGUAUUUACAAAACUUUUUAUUUUUGGGGGAAAUAUACUGACCUUCACAUUGCCAAGGUUGGCAAACAUUAUACCUGUGCAAUGCUUGAAAUAAACGUGUGAAAACAAUUUUAAUGUUUAAAUUGUCCAUUUCACAGUAUAUUAUUUUUUUAUUUUGCAUUCUUGUUGUGCAUAAGGAAAGUACAAACAAGCUUGAGGUACCCCAACGGCAUUCCUCAGGCAUAGCAUCAUGUAUUACAUUUUGGGUAAUAGGUAGGACUUGCACAUUUUUAUCGUAUUAUAAUAAGUAAGACAUAUACUCAGAAGAGGGACAACAGGAGAAAAACAUAUGGAGUAGAAGCUGGAUCGGCUGGUUAUGUGACUAUAAGAUAUAUAAAGGAACGGUUAUAAAGCUUGUCAGUCAGCUGAUAUGUGUGCCACUGGGUACUAAGUCGGAGUGGUUGAUGCAGACAGGGAAUAAUGGCUGUGGCUGUGGUGCCAGGCAGCAAGGGUGUCCUUCAGAAUCUUUCAACCCACACCACUUGGGGGCUUUGGCGGCUUUGGAAGAAAGUCCUUCCCUGAGGCAAACGGGGUGCCCUGGUCUUCCACCUUGGUACCCGACCAGGAGCGUAGGUAUUUCUGACAGUUAGCACGUUGUGGGGGUGGGUGCUGAGUUCAUGCAGCUCCCCAAGCUUGAACUGUGAUAGGAGCCGCUGUCUUGCGUCCAUUGGCUACCCUGCUGCAUGCAGUAGGACUAGGGGCUCUCGGGUCCACCGGGGUUCAGAGACGCCCUUGGGUGUAUGGGCGGUGGUAGGAAAUACCUUUUGGGCUUUCGGCCCAAAGGAACAGUCCGUAUUCUCAUUGGCAACCUGUGUCCCUGGUUUAGCCUAUGUGGGAGCCCUGGUAGGUCGGCUAAGUCUGAGUUGGGUCUUCAGUUUGGUAGGCUUUCUGGUGAGGUUUGCUAGCUCUGUUUCUGUGUGCCCUGUCGCUCAUGCGUUACGUGUUGCUGCUUGCUGUGGACAGUUUGCGCCAAAAUGCUGCAAAUAUUGCAUCCAGCCUGGUUUCAAGGUUGUCCUGUCUGUCCAGUGGGGUGCGUGGUAGUUUGGGUCUUCACCGUGUCACGGGUGCCGCGGGGCCAUCAGUAGUGAAGCGCCCUGCUGCAAGGCUGUCUGCUGAGAGUGGUAGGUUGCUUUCCCUAGUGGGGACCGAGAUAUCCCCCACCGGUCCAUAAUGGGGGGAGCUGCGAGGCCUGUUGCACACCGCGACCCGAGGUAGGGGAUCGGCCGCCUCCCCCAGGCCACGUGGCGCGCUGGGCCGCAUGGUAGGACUGCGGUACUGCAUCGGCUAGCGGCAAAUUUCGGGUAUGCCCGUGUGCUCGUUUGGAUCGGAAUGUCGCUCUGGUCACUCGGGAUCCCUGUUGGGACAGUAGUUAGAGGUGCCAACUCGUUUUUUGUCCCUAAGUGCCGGAGCCAUUAGAGAGUAUGUCUGCCCAUCUUAGCGGUCAAGCCCCCGCCCCCCCAAAUUAAUAAACUUCUUAAUAUAUACGUAAUAUAAAUAUUAUGGGCCCUAUUUACAUUUUGAAGUCAACAUCACAGUUUACAGUUUACAUCUUGUAGGUAUUUCGGUGCUGUGCUUUUUACAUAAAAUGUUAUCAGUUUUUUUUGUUCAGAUUUUUAGAGUACAUAAUAAGCAAAAAUUGCAUUAGCCGACACUGAAUUGUAAGUAAUUGUCGAGUAAGCCGACACUGAAUUGUAUUACUCAAUAAAUUUGAGAAAAGUUUGAGUAAAUCCCCUGCACAAUCUCCUACAGAUUAAAGCUGUAGUAAAAAGUAAGGCUAUAUAGCCCCCAAAAAGCAGAAGGGGUAGCCAGGACAAGCGAGGAUCAAUAACCAGGUAACAAACAGGAUAUAAAGUGCUCUGGGAUAACCAGAAGGAAACCACAACAGGAAAAUGAACAAAGUAAAGCUCAAGUAUUUAUAUGCCUGGCGCAUUUCCUUGAUAAGGGUGGGCAAGGGAGGGAUUGCAUUCUACAGAGUAUACGUUUUGACAAAUAUGGACGGUCUGGGGUUUUUUUUUUUACUAAAGUGAGAUUUAAGUGAAUUUUAAAUUUAAAUGAAUUUUAAAUUUAAGGUCAAAAUAGCUGAAAUGAAAAAAAAUAAAAAUCUAAGCUAGCUAUACCUUCAGUUAAGCCACUCUGACCUUAAAUUUGAAAUUCACUCUGAAUUCUCACUUUUUUUUACCCUGUAAGUGAAAGUCCCAGUGGCAGAGAUCACACGGUGCAGGAGAAGCCAGUACAAGCAACACCAUCCAUUGCUUUUAAAAGUACUCUGCUUACAUAACAUGUCAGAAUUCUGUUUUUAUUUGCAAGUAAAUUAAUCUAUAUGUUGUGUGAGCUGAAUGUUAACAAAUACUUUACAGCAUCUCGUUCCAGCCUGGCCACCGAAACAUCCACGUGACACCUGCUGUCUAUCUGAUCUGUCCCUGCAUGCUUUGCUUUAGGGACAUAUCACGAUGCAGGUUGGCUCAGAUGGACUCAUAAAAGGCCUGCUAGCUUACCAGUAGAGGAACCAGGUGUGAGGUUUUGUAUAUCUAUGACUGAAGCUAUUUAAUAUGUGAGAUCAUAAUUUAAAUUGAUAUCCAGGGCAGACUUUACAGCAGACAAACUCAUUUGGCAUCUCUCCACGUUAUGUACAAACCUCGUGCCAACUCAUAGCCUACACAAUCACUUCUGGGAUGUUUGCUGCUGUGAAAUCCAUUACACUAUCCGGGUCUAUUGCUGUGCUCUAAAGUAUAAUUGAAGGAAAGAAAUAGAUUUAGAAAGAAUUAGUUAUACAAGAACCCUUAUGAUGAUUGUAGAAUUACAUUUAAUUAAAACGGCAAGAUUCUAUUUCCGCGUGUCUUCCAUAUCUUGCAAUAAUUAUGAAUUAUUGGUUUCUGUUUAAUGCCAAUUAUUUAGCAAUGAGCACACAGCAAGGUGGCACAGUGAGAUGUGAGCCACUGUCUCCCCAGUACAUUAGUAUGAUGUCAAGAUAAGAACCAUUCGAGCAGAACGCAAUAGCUUCAACGCUUUACCGUCCAACCUAUUCUAUUUGCAGACCUGCCCUGAGAAUCAGCAGAAUAAUCUGGGAAUUGCUUGCCAUUAUAGGUGGCACUUCCAAAUCUUUAACCUUAAUAUACUUUAUAUGUGUGGAGUCAUUUUAUAGGCAAAAAUUAUAUACCUUGCUUUGUUUAAAUUUUGUCAUCGAGGGAAGAACAAAUUACAGGUGUUAUGUUUGAAAUAAAUAAAUGUAUAAUUUUAGGGUUUCUAGUGCCCAGUUUUACCUCCGUCUACUCAGCAUAAAUAUCUUAAUAUGAAAAUCUUCACUUUCAGCAAAUCCCAGCAGUCUCGUAGCUGCCUCAGGAUAUAUAUGCGUUAUCAAACUGCAGCCUGUAAGAGAACGGAUAGACCAAAUUCAUAUUCCAUCUAGAUUAAUAUGCUAUGUAUUCUAAUUUUAUUAUAUUUUAAAAUUAUUCAAGUUGUAACGUUCUCUCUGUGUGAAUAUAUUUAUUUAUUCUAAUUUCUCAAAUAUUACUCAACGUUAAAUACAUUUUGUUUGCCACGCAUUAACCUAUGCUUUCUGAUCAUUUAAUGUGGCUUUUGUGUCAGAUGAUGAAGGCAGCAAAGAAGCAAUAGUUCAAAGUGACGGUAUAAUCAAAGUAGUAAAAAGAAAAAGGCACUUUAGCAUUAAAAUGUAAAUGACAUGUAAAUCAUGCGAUAUAUCAUUAACAUAAACUAGCCAGUAAAUCCUGCUGGAAUGGGUGGUUUCAUUAUAUCCCAGUCAGCAGGGAUUUCCUUUGCUGGAAUAUAUUGCUAGUCAGGUAUAUUCAUGUUCUUAUAUACUGGGAUUAUAAAUUCUCAAUGUAGGACAAUAAUAAAGCAAUUAACUAUUUCGGUCUGAUAGGAAAACUAUGACAAAAUACCCUACUUUCUAUGGUGAUGGUGGCUGAAACAAUACUGUAUAUAAAAUACAUAAAAGCUGCAUAGUGAAAUGAUUUAAUUGUAAAAAUCCUAUAUCCAUCCAAAAUGGUGUCCGUGCAGACUCGGCUAUGCCUUAGGAAUUCUUGGGCAGAAUUGGGUCAUACAAAAAUACUUUUUGCAAAAGUACAAAUGUCAACUCAAAACAAUUUUUUUUUUUAUUAUUAUAAUAAUUUUUUUCAAAAUUAAGUUUUGAAAUAAUUUUUUUUUUAAUGAAGUAUAUGUAAAAAAAAAUAAAAAAAAAAUAAAAGAGCUCUAUGGUCUUUCCUGCUUCAGUCUUUGCACUGAACCAGGGACAACCAUAGAGACUGACUUGGUUUUCAAACACUGUCUGACCCAAGGUGUAUGUAUAUGGCUGAAGGAUCCUGUCAUAUACUAAAGGGUUUUUUUUUUUUUUUUAACCCCUUAAGGACCAAACUUCUAGAAUAAAAGGAAAUCAUGACAUGCCACACAUGUCAUGUGCCCUUAAGGGGUUAAACAUAUUCUUAAUUUUAAAAAUAAUCAAUUUCUUUUGAAAACUUGGUGAAAAGUUUGUUAAAAAUAGUUUUGAGAUAUCAGCUGGAUAAUAAGAUGACACUUCACAAACACGCCUCACAAAAAGCAUGAUCGGGCCAGUUGGAAUAGCAUUGGGUAAUCCCUAAAUAUUAGACUGCUAGUGGUCAUUGAGCACGGGAAGGAGAAGCCCAAAGAACAUAAUGUCUCCUAGAAUAAGUAGAUUUAUGUUUAUUUGUGAUAUUAGAGGUCCACUCACAGCACCAUAACCACUGAAGUGUGCUGUAGAACUUAUGGUGCCAGGGGUGACUUGGUAACCCCCCAAUAUAAGUAUUUCAACUGUUCCCUUACAUUUUGACUUCUUACCUGAGGUGAGCCAGGUGUCGGUUCCUGCCUCUGCAGGAUGCUGUCUGCUUCAGCUAAACCCAGCAGCACAGGACUUAGCUCAUUGGCCAUGAUCAACCAUCUGCUAUUCUCAAUGUCCUGACCUUACACUAGGAGAGCUAGCAGAAGCUUUUAGCAAGAGAUUAUGGCUCGUCAUACAGGAAGAGGAGAAGUAAGGCCAGCUAACAGCACACCUCGGGUAAGAAGUGAAAUCAUUAACAAACAGGCUUCUAGGCAGUCUUGAUAACAUAACCACUAUGUUGUGGUGUUUUCAUUAGCAGAUCUUACUACAUAGAGUAGAAAGAUAGACUAGGAGACUUCUUUUCAAAUAUAUUUUUUAUGAAAGGUUUUAUUUUUUAACAUAAAUAUAUGCAAUACUUUUAGAAUGAAUACAUAUAAAACAAAUUGUAUAUGGAGAUACAUACAUCAAAUAUACAAAAAGAGUAAAAACAAAACAAAAAACAUGCUUCAAUCUCUCUGCAUGUUUGUAGUAAUUGAAAUGGUAGAGCUAGGGACACUAUAUAGUCACUAGGACCACUACAGCUUAAUGCAUUGGAUCUGGUGCCUAUAGCCUAUCCCUGCAGUCACUUACAUGGCUACUAGAUGUUAUUCUUAAAGUGCAGCAUUGAUAUUAAACGCUCUGCAUGGAGAUGCUAAAUGCUCCCUAUUGUAAUGCAUUGAUUGAUUGUUCCUAUGGAAAGCAUUGUGAUUGGCUGAGAUCACCAAUUCUGAUGAUGUCAGCGAUGCAGGCAGAUUGGGGGCAUGUCCAGCACCACCCUAGCCAAUCAGCAUCUCCUCAGAGAGAUGCAUUAAAUCAAUGCAUUCCUAUGGGGAGCAUCCAGCUUCUCCAUGCAGAGCGUGGAGGCACUGAAUGCCAGUGUUAGUUAACACAUUUAUUAUUAUUAUUAUUUUUUACGUCAAUCAUUGUUUUAUUAAGGCAGGUCAUGGUUUUACAACAAUUGAAAGAAUAGUCACAAUAGAAGUACAGGUUAGCAUGACAUUCUCAGGAACAGUGUCAAAUACAUUUCAGUGGCAGGAAGUGGUUGCACUAAAACUCCUUGCAGGGUCUGAUCAUUUUAUAAAUUUAUAAAGAAAAUAAUAAGGGGAACAGGAAUAGCAUGAACAGACAAUCAACACACAUGUGCUAUGCUUGCAUGGCUAACUGUUGAUGCAAGUCUUAACUACUAUGUGCGUGUCUGUAGCUUGACAAUAGAAAUAUACUUAAGCAUAAGGUGCACGUGUAGUGUGACGUCAAACAAAUGAAAAUAUUUAUGCCAUAAUAGUACACAAGCUGGGUCCACCGUGUCUAUCCCUACAUCCCAUCACUCACAACACAAAAGUAACUAGAGGUAAAAAAGUUACUUAAACAUAAAAAAUCAAUUGAAUAGGAUUAAGCACUUUUGAAGUAUGCAGCUGGUCAUAGAAUGUGAGUUGUGUGCUGCCAAUUGAGAGAGCCCGGCUAUUAAUAUGGGUGAUAAGGCUGCACUUAAUGGUGAGUCCAGGUUCAGCCCAUUCCCUCACUUGGGAGAUAGGUGAUGGUGGCCACUAUGUGGCAUUGAGGCAUGACAACCACGAUUCAACAGGCUGGAGGGAAGGCCCGCACCACUGAGCCGCUGACUCGGAGGCUUGAGAAUUUCAAGUCCUUUCCCUGCAAGGGAGAGCGGAGGGUUGCCACAGGCUGUUGCUGCUGUUCACGUCGAGAUCUCUGCUUAUGUGGUCGGUGCACUGGGUAAUAAUCCCUGGUAGCCUAGGAGUAAUGCAGGCUUUACCCAUGGGAAGUCCACCUCCAUGCCGCUCUCCGAUAUCACGUUCUUCGGUACGUGAGCUAGGCUGAGAUGUUGCUAUGUGUGCUUCAAGCGCUACCCAGAAAUUGUAAAAGUGGGCCUCCAAUUUCUGUAGGCAAGUCUCAACAGCACUGUAUUGGUUCUGCUGGGUCGCUGUCUGUGUGUGCCCAUGGUGAAGUACCUCCACCAUUUUGUGCCUAGAGGUGCAAUCCGGGGUGAGACAAGAGAGACUGGAGAAGUUGUAGGUCAGCACGGUGGGGACCGGGAUAACCCCCACUGGCCGAAAGGGGGGAUGAACAGGUUUCGGACACGGCUCAUUCCGUGGGACUCCACUGAGUAGGUUUGGUGUUACUCCCAGCAGGGACCGCACUAGGCCAUAGAUACUCCAAGGUGUUCUAGUGUAUCUUAGGUAAGUUCAGGAAUCGCUAGCACCUUGGUAUUUGCAGUUUUGUAGAGAAUAGGACUGUUGAAGUAAGGUGCCCUCUUCCCAAAGCGAUUAAUAUUUUUAUUAGAUAGCAAUGUAUGCACUAAAUAACAUUAACAGAUCAACAGGGAGUAUUAGAAAAGAGUUCAUUGUAAGCUAUUGGAACUGAGUAACAGGUUGUUUUUUUUUUUUUUACAUUUGUGAUAUUAAUGCAGCAUUAUUGCCAGAAAGCAUGCAUAUUAUAUCCUCCUGGGAACAGAGGGAAAAAAUUGUCUUCCAAUUUUUUGAUGAAAAGGAAGUUCCCGGCCUCCCAGCCUAUCACUUGACAUAUGACUGGAAAGAUCAGGAUGUCCUCUUUACAAUACAGCAGGGAUUUAUAGAGUAGCUCAAAAGAAUAAAAGGAGAUGCAUGUGAACGUAAUGUCCAGUACAGAGGACACAAGUUAAUGGGCUGGAUCUCAGAUGGAUAUGUAAAGUAAAAUCUGCUCAUCUUCUACAACCUCUUUAGCCAACACUCUAAGAUUCAUAGGUUUUAAGGAUAGUAUAAAGUUUUGUAAAUCUUAUAUCGAUGGACUGCUCAGUAUAUUAGGUUAAACCCAUCAAAAUAUAGUAAACAGAGAGGUACGAAACAGGUGAAAAGCUCCUCUCUCCCAGCCCAAGGUUAUCUUGCCUUUAGUGACGGCUCCCACUAUUAAUGAACUGUACUCGAAAAGCCAAAACAAGCAUAGCACUGCUUUAUACUGGUCAAGGUCAGUAAAUAAAAGUGAAAGGCGUUUGAUGUUAAAACUACAUUGUCAUGAAUCUUAAAUAUGUUCCAGAUCAUGGAGUACACGUCCAGAUGGCAAAUAUGAAUGCUCAGCACCCGGUGUACACAGCUGUAUUGUAUCUUUUAGCUUUUAGAAAUGUCUCAGAGGUCCACUCAUGAGGUUUUCAUUGAGUCCUCAGUAUCUAUUAACCACAGUUGGCUGAGGACCUUGGACAUGGAAGCUUUCCCUAACCUGUUAAUAGAUAAAUCAUUAUAAUGUUGCACUUUAAACACCACACUUAGCUUUGUAUUCCUAACGUUAUAGUGUUUCUUUAAGUACAGCAGAAUCGGCUAUAUGUAGGCAUGCUAAGCAUAUUCCUGUUAUAUAUUCAGAUAGGCAAGAAGCACAGACUGUAUAGCAGGAACAAAGCAAUACCUAUUCCAUCCACACAGUCCGAUUCGGGAUACCUAUUAGUUUAAUAAAAUCCUGCACACUUUCUUAUAUAUGCACGUGGUCACAUAAUGUCUGUGAUUUGUAUAUUCGAGAUAAUGCAACCUUCCAAUGAUCAUUUACAAAACACUGCGCCACCUGCUGGUGUACAGAGGUUAACAAUCAAUCUACUAAAUGUUAUAUGGUUAGCUUGUAAGUUAGUCUGACAGGGUUAUUUACUAAAGUGAGAUUUUAACAUGAUCUAAAAUUUAACGUUAUGUUUAUUUACCCUUAUAUUUAGCAAAUAAGUAUUUGCAAAGUGUAAAAAAAUAUGCAACUAUAAGUAGAGUUAGGGAUUUUUAACAGACUACAAUUGUGUGUUUAUAGAAUAAACCCCUUUGUAUUUACACAUGCACAGAGAUGGGUAUUUCAUAUACUUUGUGCUGGGUAUUUUGCUAGCACCUAAGGGGAUAUAAAUCACAUGUCAACACACACUAGCAAAUAAAUUAAACUGACUGCAUUACUAAAGUGUUCACUAAUAAAGACUUUCUGUUUUUGCAGGCCUACAAGAUGACACCACACACACUCAGGAUACAGGACGCCAUGUGAAUACUUGCAGUGAGUUGUUUAACACAUCAAUCAGCAGGAGACAUGGAGGACUUGUACAAAGACGUUCCAGACCUUCCAAUGGAUUUGAACAACUCACCCUCUGCCAUUCCUAACAACAAGCUUGAAAAUGGGGUCACUCAACUUAUUACUGCAGAAGCAUGGAAUAUUAAUCCCUCAGGGUUGAUGAAAAAAGCGCUCUCUCCCCUUGUGACUGUUCCAGCUCCGCCUGUUCUUAGCCCUUCCUCAGACUCACAGAGCGGGGUAGCACUGAAGGUGGCAGCGACAGUGCUCCAACCCAUCUGUCUUGGAGAGAGCCCUGUGGUAUUACCAAUACAUUGGCAGGUAGCAGGUGGCACACCACCACAGGUGAGCACAAACAAUAGCACUCCGUACGUUAUAACUACGCAAGGGCCUGUUCCAUUGCCUGUGCUUCUGGAGCAACAUGUGUUUCAGCAAUUAAAUUCUCCAAUUGUGUUGCCCCAAGGGGCUCAGUGUCCAGCUUCCGCCAUCCAAAAUCACCUUUUUUCAGGAACCGCUACUUCAGUUGGUCAGCCUCAAAUUCUAGAUCAAAAGACAUCCAACCCAGCACAAGAACCUGUGUUGCCUACAGUUUUUCAAACCCCAGGUUUUCAAGCAGUUUUGCAGGAUCUGUUUCCAUCACCAAACAGUUUGAGUGCUCCAUCCCCAUGUCAGAUUCCCCCAGACUACAACUCUAGUAAUAUUCAUUCUCUUCCACCACAUGCAUUCAGUUCUCCCUUAUCACCACUUGUUCCUCCUGCUACUUUGCUGGUUCCAUACCCUGUGAUUGUCCCAUUGCCCGUGCCUGUUCCUAUACCAAUACCAAUUCCAAUACCAGUGCCACAGACGGAUUCUAAGGAAAAUGCAGAACAUACAAAAUCUUCAGAAGAAAUUCCAAAGACGUGCAAAGAAACCCAAACACCUUUGGAGAAAGAAGAAGUCAAACCUUUUGAAAUUACAGCAAAAUCAGAGUUCUCACAGUUUAACCGUCACUCAGUCAUCAAAAUGGGCAAUGAAAAUGAAGCACUGGAUCUUUCAAUGAAAAACGAACCACUAGUUAAAGACAAUGAUACAAAUAGCCAGGUGAUUCAGGAAGAUGGUGUUCUAGAUCUGUCGGUCCCAGUGCACAAGAGAUGUGGCAAUCUCAAUACACUUGUUAAUGUGUCAGUACCAUGUGCGUCCAUAACGGACCCAUUAGGCAAUAUCCCUAGUAAGAAUUGUCCCAAAGCUGCACCUUUUAAUUCACCUCUAAUCCAUCACGAGUUGACACAGAAACAGGACAGUAGAAUCAUCUGCACUAACAAUGCCGAACUACUGCGGCAACAAAAAUGGAUCGGCGAACAAAGCAGCAGAGCCAGUUAUGAACCAAAAGGCGUCAGCAGCAGCAGUAACAUUGAACUAGUCAGUAGCUCACAGACAGCAAAAGUCAUCGUCUCUGUAAAAGAUGCUGUGCCAGCCAUAUUUUGUGGGAAAAUAAAAGGGCUUUCAGGGGUUUCUACCAAAAACUUUUCUAUUAAAAGGGACUUGCCGCAAGACUCUGCAGUUCAGUGCUAUGAUAUGAAGAGCCAGGCUGAUAUCAGGGAAGGGGUUGAUGCAUUAAGGAAACCAGUUAAAAACCGAAGCGUAAAGUUAAAGAAAGUGAAUUCACAGGAGAUACACAUACUUCCAAUCAAAAAGCAAAGAUUGGCUGCCUUUUUCCCGAGGAAAUAAUUUCUACAUUCCCAGUCUUCUUUUGGAGUUAUGAAUUUUACUACAAUCGUAGACAUUCUCAGCUUAAGAAAAUUCAGUUCUAAUUAUACAGAAAGGGUCCAGUGUUUGAAUAUACAAUUCACACAAUAUCGCUGUAGCUAGUGUGAUAUAUGUGACCAUGUUUUGCAGACAUUUUUUAAAGAAAAAAAAUAAUUGUAGUCACUUACCUGUAAACCAGGACCCAAACGAGGAUGAUAUUAUGCCUUUGGAUAGGUCUUUGUAACUUAUUAUAUGUGGUGGGGAAGGGAUUAGGGAGAUUAAAGGUAAAUGGAGUACAUUUAAUACUUCCCCCCCUCCUUAUUUUGAUUGGCAUAAAGUCCAUAUGAACACCCUAUUUUUAAGUGGAUUGCACAUUUUAUGCAGCUUUUAUUAGACUAAUGGAUUGUCCAGAGCUGUUUUUACUGCCAAGAACCGCUUUAAUGCUGUAUUUAAUAUAAAAUAGUUACGUUGCAUAUUUAAAAUAAAUGUUUGUAUGUGUUGAUCAGCUGUCAUAUUUCGUACAUUUUGCAGUUUUAUAUCCAAAGUGCAUACACCGGAAUUGUCAAACAUAAAGAAACUGUGUACACCUUGUUAAAUUCCUCAGUCUGGUCACCAUCCUCUUGAAAAUCAUCUCCUAACGCUUGUUGGCUAUAGGCUUUAAUUACAUAUGCUGGCUGAUAUGAUUAGGAUGCUAGGACUAGCUCAUUACUUAUGUGUCUAGAACAAAAAUAACACCAAAGCAAUAUUAUGGAUGAGAACGUCUGGGCUUUCUUUUUUUGCAUCCUAAAGACUCAUCAUCAAC
Molecule: messenger RNA, 68852 nt
Organism: Pelobates cultripes (western spadefoot toad)
Lineage: Eukaryota; Metazoa; Chordata; Amphibia; Anura; Pelobatidae
Source: the annotation of a GenBank genome assembly